Cinara cedri is the source of this 55827-nucleotide messenger RNA. The record is from the annotation of a GenBank genome assembly. Lineage: Eukaryota; Metazoa; Arthropoda; Insecta; Hemiptera; Aphididae.
GUGAUUACAUCUUAUCGUAUUAGUCCACCUUGACGUAAACCGCGAACUAAGAUGUACCUUGGGUAACACUUGGCUUAUCAGUUGAUUGAAAACAUUACUGCAGUUGAAAUUGCCGCUAGGUUCGCCGUCUACCCGAUAGAGGACCAGGAAUAUUAUUUGUAUGUAUUUUAAUGGUAAUAUGACUAAAAUUAUGGAAGUCUUCUAUUUAUUUUGUUGUUAAAGUGCAUUUAAAAUGAUACACCUUUGAAAAAAAAUCAUGUUGUAUUUAUAAAUACAUACUAUAAUAGUAUAAAAUAGUUAUUUAUAAUAUUAUUCAUGUAUAAUCUAAUAUACCUAUGUGUCAAUAGGUAACUUUUGCUUGAACAAUUUGAUACGUUUAUUAUUAGGUAGUAUUCGUAAUUACUUUUGUUAAUAGGUAAUAAUAAUACCUUUGUUAAUAAUUUAAUUGUAUUAUAGCCUAAAAUUUGUUUUUAAAAAGUUUUUAAUUUUUUGAUUUGACACUUGGUUAUUACUUAUUAUAUUUUCUACAGGCAAAAAUCAUUCUAGUAUUUAAAAUUAAAUGUAUAGUUAUAGGUAGAUGGAUUAAUCUUUCAAGAUAUCGGGUUCGGGUAUUGAGUUGACCGUGCGGAUCAUGAAUAUGAACUUAUUUCAUACAUUCUGCAAUUUAUUUAUUUAAAUAGUAGAAUGAAUUUGGCCUGUAGAAAAUAUAACUAAGUUAGACCAAAAAAAAAAAAUGAAAAACCUUUUAAAAAAAAUUCUAGACUAUAAUAAAAUGUAUAAUAAUGUAAUUAUAUUUUUAACAAGAUUAUUAUUAUUAUUAUACUUAAAGGUAAUUACGAGUACUACCUCCUAAUAAUAAUCAUAUCAAAUUGUUCAAGCAAUAGUUUAUCUAUUGACACAUACCAGGUAGGUACCUAUAUUAUAUAUUCAUGAAUAAUAUCAUAAAUAACUAUUUUAUGCUAUUAUAUUAUGUAUUUAUAUGAAUUAAUAAAUAUAGCGUAAUUCAUCUUCAGAGGUGUAUCAUUUUAACUGCACUUUUACAACAAAAAAAAUAUAGAAAACUUCCAUAAUUUAAGCCAUAUUGCCACAGACUAUAUGGAACCAGAUGGUGAACUUCUCCAUUUACUGAUAACAUAAGCCUAUCUCAAUGCAGUAGGGUGACCGCAUAGGAGAAAUAAAUCCAUGUAUAUCUUUUGCCAUAAUUUUUAAUCAUUUCAAAUAUUUCUUGACAAGUGUAUUUUAAAUAUUUUAAAAAUAAUUUUUUUUUGGUACUUUAUUCCAGAAUACUAAAUAGUUUUUUCUCUUUUUGUAUUCAAUUUACACAUCAAGAAGAAGUGACUGUUUACACAAUUUAAAAAUAUUAUUUUCCUGUUACACCACAAAGAAAGAGGAUAAAAAUUAUUAUAAAAAAAAAAACAAAUUUUAGUUCGUGGUAGUGGGUGUUAGCCCGUUUAUUAAAAUGUUCUUCUUAAAUUCAAUAGUAAGAACAGGAAUUCAACGCGAGUACAACGGUUGAAGUGCACGAAAAAAGUCAGUUAAUAGUGGUACAUAGUGGUGGAGCAAAAAAAAUCAUAUUUGAAAUAAACGUAGCUUUGGGAAGGGAUAUCGCACAAUAUUUUCGAACCUCUCAUUGUAUAGAACAUGAUAGGACGUUUAGGUGUAAUGGUGCUUUGGAGUGUUCAACACCAUGCGUUCACCGUGGAGACGUUUUUCCGUAAAAAUGACUUAAUCGUGGCUACAAGACGUGCAUUCCGCACGUAGUUCGGUCUCCGACCUUUGCGUGCAGUCAUUCCGAUCAAUUUUAAAGCGUGUUAAGGAUUUUUGGGAACAUGGUAACGUGGCCCUAAAGAUUUCUAGACGUGUUCCAUAGUUAGAAUAAUUGGGCCUUAUGUUUUUGAAAAUUAAUUAUGACAGGAAGUGACUUCUGAGCGUCACGUGACUAGGCUCUAAGGUUUUUUCAUUUCUUGUAUAGAGGAAAACGAAAUGCACACAAAAAACAUCUGGUUCCUACAAGAUGGUGCUGUGCAUACUUAGUGCGGAUUUAAAUGAGAUCCAUUGAUAUUCUCAACAGUGGAAAAAUUGAACGGAUGAGAUGCACCCAUUCAACUUUUUCCAGACGUCAGGUCUCUCGAAAUGAUGACGUUUCACAGCCACCUUGCUCACCCGAUCUUACUCCCUACGAUCUUCCUGUGUGGGCAUCUGUAGUUAAAAGUUUAUGUUAAUAAACCACAAACCUUUCUCGAUUUAUAGGAGGCAAUUAGAAGUGAAAUUUUAUUAAUUCCAGUGGAAAUUUUGAAGAAAAUAAUAAGAAUCCUUACUUAGCGCCUCUAAGAAUGCACCGCCAUGCACGGAUGCCAUCUGUCGGACAUUUUGUGUCACACAUAUCAUUUUUUUUCAUACUUCACAAAAGUUCCCUAAAUUUGUAAAAAUUUGUUUUUUUUUUCAUCUUUCUACCUUAAAAAUUAAAAUUAUAGUAUCAAUUUAAAAAAAUGUGGUAUUUUUUGCUCCGCCAUUCUGUAUUAUGGAGGUACCUAUUUUUUAUAUUUCCUCUCAGAUCUAAUACAUUCAAGUGUUUUUUAUUUUGUGGGUAACAAUAACGAGUGUAAUUAUUUAAAAAUGUGACGUAUUUUCAAAAAAAAAAUCAAUAAAUUAGUACUUAGGUAUGUACAUUUUUUCUUACACCGUAUCCAUAAGUACUUAAUGCGUCUCAUCGAAAGAAAUAGUGAGAUAGUUUUAUUAUGUGGUAUUUACAAAUGAAAAAAAAGUAUCACAUUUUUAUUUAAAAAAACUACUAUAUAGUAAUAUACAGGUAGGUACCUUAUUUUAUACCUAUAUUAUAAAAUAUUAAAACAUAAGGCAUUUGAUGUACAAAUAUCAUAAAAUUCAAUAUUAUUUAUUAUAUAGCUUUAUAACAACUUAAACAAACCUAAUAGGUAUUCCAUAAAAUAUCAUAAUAUAUAGAUAAUGUGUUCGUCAUUUGUCUAAAAAAUCAUUCAUUAAAGGCAGUGUCGGCCUGGUCAUCGAAGGGCCUAGGCAGGAUUUUUUUUUAGAGGCCCAACUCGACCAACCUGACCUCUCGAGCAUUAUUGUUUUCAUUAUUCAUAUUUAUGUUAAGUAGAUAAAUUGAGUAAUCAGAUAUAGUUCAUUCAAUUUUUAAUUUUUAAGAGUUAAUAAAAAUUGUAAUUUAUUACAAAUUAAAAUUUGUAUACCUGUACCUUUAUAUAUAUUACCUUUGGUAUAAAAGUUAUUAUUAAAAAUACGUCCUAGGAUAAUGGGGACGGGUGCAGUCACUGAUAUAGUUAAUUUAAUGUAUACCUGCAAGCAACUAUAAACCAUUGCUAACGAAAAAACGAUUCUGAUCGCAGUUCAGUUGAUAGUUAUGGUUUGUCAACAAUAUAUAUGUCAUAUUAAAGUAAAAUAAUUAAUUAAGCUUUAUAUAUUUUCUUUAAUAAUAUUCGUUUAAUGUUCAACCGAUUUUACCAUAUUUUUUCCCGGUUAUUCAUAUUUGCUGGAAAAACUAUUGGGAAAAUCGAAAAAUAAACUCCCUAGUGUACCUCCCCAGUCGAAUUUCCUUUUAGAAAAAUUACAAUAUAUAAGUGUUGAUAUUACAAUAAUAUUAUCGUAAAUGGAAAAAACAAAUAGUGCAUGGAAUCUAUAAUACGGACUAUAUAACGAUAUAAUCAGUUAUAUUAUGAGAACGGACAGCUUAUUUCCAAAAUUAUUGUCGAAAUAUAUUACAUUUGCACGCCGCCGGACGAUUCUUCGGUGUUUGUAUUAUUGAGGUACCUAUAUUUUUCCAAACCACGAGAUUUUAUGUUAUUUUAUCUUUAUAUUUAUCUUUGAUGAACUUUGUAUCAAACCAGAGACUUUUUUUUCGUUUCAUUUCGAAACUGUUUGGCGAUAAAUUGAUAGCGUUCCGAGUUUUAUUUUUACACAUCAUUUUAUUUAAAUUACUAACCGUUCGUUACUUUCUGGAGACUAUUGAAACCCGUGAUAUAUAUUUUAGCAACGAAGGAGAUCUCUUGAGAAAUGUUUACUGUGCGGGAAUGCCGUCCCCAUCGCUCCACGUUGUUUCGGCGCCCCCGUAUUACUAUAUAACGUAGUUUCGUCUCGCCAACAGGCGGCGCGAUGGAAAAACCGGCGGCGUGGGUGUCGCGCCAGACCGGAUCGUUCAGUACCGUGUACCGCGCGAGGGAACGACAACGCAAGUACACGCAGUCAGUGCAACGCCACGCGCCGAACAGCCGUCGACGUCACCACCGUUGCCAUCGUGUUUUUCCAGUCGUCUUUCGCGACACAAGUAUUGCAUUACACCGUCGCACACCGACAUAGCAAACAACUAGGUGAGUCAUCGUCAGUAAUAUUAUUUAUCCUCUCCCAUCGAAGUCACAUCGUCGUUCUAACCUGAACAAACGCGAGCUAAUCCCCGCGACGAUGUUUAUACAACCGCUUUCAAAAAUACAUAGGCAAUUCGAUAUAUUUAUGUAUACCUAUGUGUACAUUCAAUAUAUUGACAGUUAAUUUGGCGGAAAACUGGGCAGGGGGGGGACGACGAUUCAUCCAUUGACAACCCCCGCCUUUUCCACUUUCCUCCUCCACGAAACCGUCAGUGGGUUCAAGUCCCGGCAACUUGAAAAUCCCACACACACCUAUCACCAAACCUAACCUAACCUCAUCCAUCCUUUGCCCCGUCGUAAAUGAUUCGUGUACUAUGUUUAUUAUAAUUUUAUAUAUUUCUAUUAAGAGGCAUUUUUUUCCGAUAAUAAUGUGAGAUCGUAUAAUUUCACCGCUGGUAUAACGGACAAUCCCGAUGUCACCAAGGGCCGUGCAACAGUUGUAUGAGCCUAUAUGGUGUGAUGUCAACCACACCGCACAUUUAUCGUCAUUAACUUCUAUUAUCAAUGCGCUCCGUUGUUACGCCCACCUUCGCGGCCGAUUCAACAGAUAGCGAAAGCUCGGAAUAACCGCGGUUAAUACGCAGGUGAUAAAAUAAUAAUAAACAGCACCGAUUUCGCAGGAUAACUUACGACCACCGGCGGCGGCAUCGUCCGUCGUGUCUCGUCGCGUCACCCGAUCAAAUUUAUCCAUUGGUCGGUAGGCGGAGCUUUGUGGGAGACGCGUGCCACCGCCGCCGCCGCCGCCGCCGUUUCUCGCCUGUUUGACGUACGCUAUCCGCGGUACGGCAUUACAUGGACCGAAAUUUGCCGCCUCUAUAUUCUAAAUUUAAAUUGCCUACCAGGGCCCGAUUGACCGAAAUUAGGGUUAAGCGAACAAUCUAAAUCUGAGCCAUAGUCUAUAUUAUAUUUACAUUAUUUUAGAGUACUCUGUACAAAUAAUGCCUAAUUUCACUUUGUAAAAUAAUCUUCAAUAUGAUUCACUGAGUUUUUUCAAUAUACCUUACUGUUACUUAUACAGUUGUUUUGUGUUAUUUCAUUGUGCUUCAUAGAAAUAUUAAAUCUCAACUCCACUUUUAACAAAUUAUAUCUGUUUAAUUUUUAUAAAAUAAGUUUAGAGAAUGUAAAUAGCACAGCAUUAUUUUCAAUCCCUCCACCUGUAAAAUAUUGUACAUACAAAGCUGUUUCAUUAUUUUAUUAUAAACAAACUGUACAUAAAUGAUCGAAUUAUGAAACAAUCGUAUAAAUGUGUCAAAAACGUGUGUCCGUCUUGUUUUAUACACUAAUCUAAACUUUUAAGUUAGGAGUAUGGUCGACGCACAACCACAAUAAUAUUAGUAAAUUCACUGCACGCUAUUUAUAGUUUUUAAAAUUCGUUUUUUUUUUAAUUUGUGUUUUAAAUUAUUUUAUUUCAUUACUAUUACACCGUAAUGUAUUGUUUUUUUUUUUUUUUUGAAUAAUAUGAAUAAUCAAAUAGGGAAAUAAGCCUAUUGUUGGUGUUGUCGGUGCUCGUUAAGUAAACACAUAUUGGGGACCUCAGUGAUCGACACUCCAAAUCUUCCCGAUAGUUUCAUUACUGCCUAAAGUGUGUUAUAAAUUGGUUUUCCCGAAAGACCGUUACACUCUACACUGCAAUAGUUCAGUUUUCCAAACUACAUUUGGAUGGUGAAAAACCACCUCAAAUUAUAUUUUUAUGGAGCACUGAUAUUAAUAUGAUAAUAAUCACUUUCUCGAUAGUCCUUAUGUUAAAGUGUUAACUAAAGCAAUCAUAUUUCAGUUAUCAUACAAUUUUAAAAAUGUACCUAUGUAUGUUGAAAUGUAACACGGAGCGCUGUUUAUGCAAUAUUAAUACAAGCGUGUGUGGCAGUACCAAAAAUCAUUGGUCAAUAUUACGCUCGAUAAUAUUAAGUUAUUGUUAUUUUAUACAUUCAUAUCCGAUUAUUAGUUUCUUAGUAAUAAUAGCCAUUUUCAUUUCUAGAAAUUUGGCGUGAAAACAAUUUAUUUUCAAUAGAAAUAAUUUUCUGCGAUAAGGAAUUGCAUUCAGUAUGGAAAUUAAAAUUGUCUAUUGAAUAUAAUUGUUUUCACGUCUAUUUUCUAUAAAUUAAAGAAAAUAUAGUUAAGAAACUAUUAAUCAGAUAUGAAUGUAUGAUACAAUAAAAGUUUUAAAAUAAUAAAUUUAUACAAAAUGGCUAUUUUGAAAAUUUAAAAGUGAUAAAUUAAAAAGUAAUUUUUUUUAGUGAUAAAAGGAUACAACCUCUCUACAUAUGUGUCCUCUGAAAAAAUCCAAAUAGAAAAAAAAAAAUGAAUAUUUACAGUUAUUAACUAAUGGACAACACUGUAAGAUACCCUAUAUACUUAUUUUAUUAUAAUAUAACAUAUUAACAUAUAUAUUGUUGAAGAAGAAAUACUAUUAACCGAGCUUCGCUCAGAAUCGUUUUCCGUUGGCAGUGACUAAUCUUUGUUUUCAGAUAUAUAUUAAAUUCACCUCCUAUCUGUCCUACCUUCCCAAUUUCCCAUCCAAUAGCUGUUUCAUUAUAAAUGGAUCACUGUGUAUAUAUUGAUUUUUUUUUUAUAUACACUAUGAAAGUGCACUAAACCGAAAAUGUUUCAUAGAGUUAGUAAUUUUUUGAUAUUACUCAGUGUCAUAUAUUUUAAACACGUUUCCUGUCUAUAAAUUAUGAAUAAUUAUAAUAUAAACAAAUAAUUUUGAAAAACUUAUUAUUGUUUAUUCAGAAUUUAUGAAAAAAAAAGUAUUUAAUGCAUAAUCAUUUUUUUCUGGACCAAAAUGUCACAAUACUAAUCGUGCAAUUACUGUCAUUUGUUAUCAGACGUAUCAAUUUAAUUCGAUAUUGAUUACAUAAUAUAACAACACGUUUUUAUAAAUAGAUACUUAAUGACGCAUCAAAAACGUUGUAUUGAUGAAUGGGUUUAAAAUAUAAUAUACGGUUUUUAAAAAUGUAAACUUAACUGGUAUUUAAAAAAAAAAAACAUACAGAAAUCAUAGUAUACUCGUAAAUUUGUUGUAACUAUAAUUAAUCAGCUAUUGUCAACUAUAGCUAUCAACAAAAGCUAUCAACUAUCUACUUUAUUUUGAAACUCUUUUAUGUUUUAUUUAAAUUAAUUGUAUAUUCAUUAAAUGAACCGAUUUAUAAGAAUGUACACUAAUUUAUUUACUGAUUUACUAUCAAUUGAUUGAACUAAUUUCUCGUAAUGUAUAGUAUAACAUUUUGGGUAUUAUUCUAGUGUGAUAACACCGUAUUUGUCUGAUUUUUACUCAAACGAUUUUCGUCAAUAUUUGGUAUUAAAAUUCCUUUUAAAAAAAAUUUCUUCAUUAAGUUCAAAUUUUAUUUUUUGACCACUAAAUACGACUUUUAAUGAAUUUUUUAUUAAAUUUUUAAGCAUUUUUGUUAGUCUAACAAUUUUACCACAGAGUACUUACCGCAUAUAUCGCAUUCGUCUGAUGCAUACAGAAUAAUAAAAAUAAACAUCGUAUGUUUCCAUUAUAUAUACCGGGUGUAUAAUAUUUAUAGCAAAUACAUUUGUAAAAGGUUUAUUGAAUGUUAUAGUAUUAAUCAAUAUUAAUUAAUAUAGCCAGGUAAUUAAUAGUUAAUAAUUUAUAGAAAAUAUAUGAUUAAUAUUAUUGAAAAAUAACAAUAACUUAAUAUUAUCGAGCGUAAUAUUAAAUAUUAAAUUUUUGGGACUGCUGCACACGCUUGUAUUAAUAUUGCAUAAACAGCGCUCUGAGUUACAUUUCAACAUACAAAAAAAAUGACCUCUCCAAUACACCAACUAGAUAAAACUUUCUUUCAAUAAAGGUGCUACAUUAGAAUUAAUAGUUAAACCAGUAGAACCCUUGCUACGUUUUGAAUCUAAAACACACAUAUUAUAGUAAAACAAAAAAAUCUUUUGCUUUGUUUAGAGUUUAAUAUCAAAUAGUAUACAUUAUCUAUUUCGUUAUUAAACCAGUGUUAGUGUAAUUAGGGUAAUCGCAUGUUUUAUGUACUGGUGGUCUAUUUCACUCACCUCUCAUCCACCAGCGAUGUUUCAAUAUUCAUUCGCCUUUUACUUAACUUAAUUAUAUUUUGUAUACAAAUAUUCAUACAUAAUAUAUUUUGUUAUUUUAUUUUACUUCUUGGCAGUGGUGGCUCGACACAUUUUUAUUGCAUCACCGAUUUAAUUUUCCAGAAGUGAUGUACUUGAUAGUCGAAGUAAGCUUUCUGGUAGAAAAAGUGCUGACAUAAAACAAAAAAAAUAAAAAAUAAAAAAAGAAUAAAAAUCAUUGUAAAAUACAUCCCUCGCUCCGCUUAGAAUCUAAAAUUUUUUUAUCGAAAAAUAUUUAAUAAAGCCAACAAAUAUCUUGGAAAUGAUCAAUAUGGAUUUAAAAACAAAAGAGAACUAGAGAUACACUAUUAGUCUUAAUGAAAAAAAAACAAACUUUAUGAAAUAAAGAAACAUAUUUAGCAUUUAUUGACAUUAAAAAAACUUUCGAUAAUGUUGACUGGGAAAUUAUGUUUUAAAUAAUAAGGGAUUUGGAUUUAGCUUUUAAAGAUAGACUAAUUAUGUAUAAAUACUUCUAUAAAAUUUAAAAUGCAGAAGUUACAAUAAAUAAUGUGUCAGCUAAUGCAAGAGUACGUACAGGUAUAAAACAAGGGUGCCCACUUUCACCGUUAUUUAUUAACUGCUACACGGAAAAAAGUAUAUUGGAAGUUAAUUAAAGACAAACUUAACGGACUAGAAAUUAGAAUCAAAGUGGAUGGUAUAUUGAGUUCAAUGAUCCGUUUCACAGGUGCCAUCGUACUAUUAGCAGGAACCGAGUACGGUCUUCAGAGAAUUCUGGUUGAAAUGCAAAAGGAUAUAAACGAUUAUAAAAUGUGUAUUAACUCAAGGAAAACAAACAUUUUAUUUUGUGUUCGCAUAACUACAAUCAACAAUCAACACAGAUAUCUACUUAGAAAACCAACAAAUAGCCCAAGUUUCUAAUUUUAAAUUGGGUAGUUUAAUAACAGCUUAUGGAAGACGUUCAUACAAAAUUAAGCGAAGGAUCGGACAAGAUAACAUAGUUUUCAUCAAGAAAAAAAAAUAAAUAACUUCGUAAAAGUCUUUAUAUGGAUGGUCGCUUUAUGUGGCUGCGAUAUAUGGGUUAGAGAUGAAAUAGAAAAAUUAUUAUUAAUAAUAAUUAAUAAUAAUAAAUUAAUAUUAUUUUUAAGAGUUUUGGAUAUCAUUUAAAAAAAUGCGAUUAUUUAAUUAUAUAUAUGUAAAAUAAUAAAUAAUAAAAUAUUUAAAAAAAUAAUAAAACUUGAAAAUUAUAAAGUUUGAAAUGCAAUAAUAAAUUUCAAUGUUCAAAUUUAAUGUAAAUUAUGUGAAUAUAUUAAGAAAUAUCUACUGUGUAGUUAUAGUGGUCAUUAUGAAAUAGUAUGUACUCAAUAAUCAAUUGUCCUUAUCUAAAAAUUAUUAUUACCAUAGAUCAAACUUUUGAAAUUGUUUUUUUGUGUAAUGAAUUCGUUUUAUUAAUAAACAUUUUAAGUUAUGACUAUAAUUUAUUUCUAUCUGACUAUUGGGAAAUACAACCACGUAAUAAGAAACUAGUAGACAUUAUUAUAGUUCAUUAAGUUGACGGUACGUCAUUAAAAUUUUAAUGAAAUUAUAUUUUUUUUAUUUAAUUAAAGAGUAAAAUAUAUAUUUUAUUACUUAUGCAAUUAAUUUUGAAGAUUAAAAAAAAUAUUUUUCACCAAAUCAAUUGAGGUACUGGCAUAGAAUCACAUUUUUGAUGCCAUUCCCUCUUCUCCAAAAAAGGUAUUUUGUAGUUACAGAAACUGGCAGUAAAAAUAUUGAUAAGUGCCAUGGCUGAAGAUUUAUGUUAUUUUAAAUUCCGAGCGUAGCGAUGGAUCUAUUGGUUCUACUAUAAUGAUAUGUGUUUGGAAUAUGAAGGGGGAGAGAGAGAUUUAUUGGUUUUACUAUGAUGUGAUUUUAUUAAUUGAAAGGAAGUAAGCAGGGUUGGUAAUAUAGGUACGUGUAUACAAUUUUUUAUAUGUUACAUGUAUAAUAUAUUACACAUAGAAUAUAUACAAUGUAUAAAACUAUAAAGUGGUUAAAAAAUAAAUUUUGUUAAAAAUAUUUUUUUAUAAAUGUUUUAAGAAAAAAUUUUGAAUUAAGUCACAAGUAUCACUGUCUUAUAAAUCGUGUAUAAACGAACUUCACUCAGAACCGUGUUUCGUUAGCAAUGGUUUAGAGUUGCUUACAAAAUUAAAUAACCUAAUAUAUCCUACCAUUCCAAUUUCCCACCUACAACAGUGGCACAUUCAUCAGCCGUAUUAGCUAUUUUUUUUGUAUGUAAACGUAUUUUCAAACAGAAAACUAACUUAAAUCGGAAAAUGAGCCUUUUUAAUUUCAUUUUGGAUCUGGUUGUGAAUUAGAGAAGUAGUUUUUUAUUUUACAAGAAGUUUUAAAUAUAGGUAAUUGAGAAAAACCAGAAAUAAAAUUAUAAGAAAAUCUAUAAAUAUUUUCGGAGUUAGCGAUAUCAUUAUUUUUAAUUUUUAUGCUCUGGUUUUACCAGAAAUAUUUCUUUAAUCAAAUAUGUUAAGAGCCUCUUUUGUAUCAUUUCGGAUCUAGUUAAUGAGUAAAAAAGCUGUCUUUGAUUUUUCGUGUAGUAUUCUUAAUUAUUGAGUAAAACCUAAGAAAAAUGUAGAAAGAAUUGGACAGUUUACGGAAACAACGAUUAAUUAUUUUGCUUAUUUUUGAUUUCCUAAGGAAUUUUUAUAUUAAUUGGGAAAAACUUAGGAAAAACGGGAAAAAUCAUAAAUAUUAUUGCCUUUCAAAAUAUGUACAACCGAUAUUCGCUCAGAUCUUUGUGUACAUAUAUACGUUGAAUUUCCCUUCUAUCUUCCCAAUUUCUCACCUGCAACAGUGACCUAUCCAUUGUGUGAAGUAUGAACAUUUGUUUUUUUAUCGUGCAUAUCAAUUAAUUUUAGAUGCGUUUGUGGAUGUAAUUUUUUUCAAACUUUUUACCCACUAUGUUUUCUAUUUGAAAUCUUACUCCAAUAGAAAAACUACAAGAGACCCUUUUUGUUGAAAUUUAAUAUACUUGGUGUGUAAGUAUUUUCCGAUUUUUUAUGCAGUUUUCAUAAUAAUUGGAAAAAACCGGAGAAGAGGAACAAUGAAAAGGAAUUCAUUUACAAUUUUAUUAUUUAACAUUUUUAUUUUUAACAAUAUUUUCAACGUUUAUUUUUAAAUGUUUAUUAUUUUCAGUUUUUAUUUUUUUAUUGUAAUUAAGUCGUAGAUACAUUUUUUUUUUUAUUUUUUUUAUUUUUAAUAUUAUUAUAUUAUAAAUAUAGUAUGAUACCAAAGAUUCAGUAUUUAGUCGGUAAUUUUUUUCCAUAAUAACAAAAUUUAAUUACGUCAAUACGAUAUCCGUGUAGUUGAUUAUUAUUAUUAUUAAUUUAAUUAAUAAUAAUGAAAAAAUGAAAUCAUAUGAAAUUCGAAAUGACAUGGCAGUUUGUCUUGUUCUAUGUAUAUAACAAUAGUAAUCAGUCCGUGGUAAAAUUAUUCCCUAAGUAAUUAACUUAUUCUUUACAGAACUCUUAACCAUAAAUAUUGAACUCUUGACUUGUUGUUUUAUCUUUAAAAAAUGAUUUUUAGUGUAUGAAAAUCCAUUAUAUUAGCUAAAGUGUGGUAUAAUAACUAUAUUUAAAGUAAUAUAAUUGCGUGAAAUUGAUCAUAUUAUUUUUUAGAUUCCAAGUGAAGCAAAGAAGCUUAUGGUUUUACAAAGACGUUUAUUAUUAUUUUUUUCUAUGGAUAACUUUUCUACCAGAAGACUUAUUUCGACUUUUACGUGUAGCAACUUUUUAGAAAGGAAAUCGGUGUGGGUAGGUCAUUCAUCGAUUUUCUGAAGUUUUCUCAUCAAAUGUGAAAAACCGAAAAAAAACCGAGAAAAUUUACGAAAUUUACGAAGACUUCUUGUCGUUUAAAUAAAGAUGCUGAAUGGCAAUUAAAAAAAAAAACACCUAUGAAAAGAAACUAAUACAUUGAACUGCAAUUUGACUACGUAUACAUUUUAGUGUACCUUGUGUUAAAUUAUCGAGCAUUUUUCUUAAGUCGAAAAUAUCGACAAUAUCAAAUACCUAUAAAUAGCCUAAAAAUAGCUAGAAUGUUUUGAAAAUUGUAUUACGUCUACAAAAAUUAAUUUUGUAAAAUAAAUCUAUAUUUUAAUGGGUUGAAAUUAUGAGUUGUAUAAGUACAAAAGAAAAAAAAAACAUACCGAUUUAAGGGUGUUCACGAAUUAACAGUUGCUGUGCGUAAAAUAAAACGUCCGGUUUGAUUAUUAUGAAAAUUUAUCAAAAUUUUGUUGUUUCAACCGCAACUUAAGAUCGUUUAAUUUUAUAGUUUGGUAGAUUUGGAAAAUACUACAUUAGAUCGAAUACUUCUUACCCAUUGUAUUGUACCGGUAUAUAUUAUAAUAUUAUGAUCGGAAUUCGCAAUGAUGUUAAAAUAUCACGAAUACUGCGCGGUAUUUCUCACGAGACGUGUUUUUCGUGGGCGACCGUAUACACUGCAUACGAAACGAGCGUCGUCUUGUAUAUGUCACAUUGUCACGAUGACAAUAUCAUUUUUAUCUCGAACACUUUGUGUUAAUAUUUUGAAUUUCUUACCGUCAUAUAAUAAUGCAUACGAUGAGUUUUAUUAUAUAGCUAUUCCUGUUUCAAUACUGACAGAUUAUUUUCGUUCUGUCGCGGCGCAUUGAGAUAACGCUAUAAUAUUAUAACUGUAGUAUAGUACCGAUAAAAUGACUAUGUAUUAUGAAUUACGGGGGUAUAUACAUUAUUUCGAUAAAACAAAACCGAUUGUGAUACCAUGUCGGUGUGUAUGUAAAAAAACGAGUUCGCCAAGGGAAUCGUUUAUUGGCAAAUGGCCGAUGAACUAACACGCGCGCCCGUCUUACCGUCGCUAUCCCCUUUCGAACAACAAAUGAUAACAAUAUUAUAUUAUUUGUACCAUAACAUUAUACGAGUCGGAUUCGCAUAUAUAUAUAUACUAAAUAUAAAUCCUUAACAUAACUAUAUAUAACUGAGAUAAAGUUUUGUAAAAACAAAGUAGCAAAAUACAUACGGUUUUAUAAUAAUUGGCGAAGAAUCGCUCGGCGUCGUCGUGUAGUGUGAAAUAAAUCGAUCUGACAUAAAUUCCGUAAUAUUGUUAUAUUUAAAUUCGAAUAACAAAAAGUUAAAGUAUAUGAUAUAUUCGUAUACUUUGGAUAACAAUAACUCUUAACGAACGUAAUAUAAGUAUAACAUUAUAUUCUGACUGAAGAACGAUGCGAUACGGAAGUAAAUACGAUCAUAUCGAUAAUAAAGUUAACAUAAUAUAAUGUUUGAAAAUAAUCUAGGAAAAAAAUAAAAAUUGAUAAGAGUUCAUUAUAAUACACAUAAAUGCGAAUCGAAAUCACGAUUGUAUGAAACGGGGUUAUUGCGCUAUGAAAAUGUACAAUUAUCCUUUAUAAUAAAACGGACGUAUACAUAAUAAUUAUUACACCUAUUAUUGUCAGACGUUCAAUAUAAUCUAAUUUAUAUGCCACGAUGAAGUGACAGAAAGAAAGGAGUAAAGAGGAAAUGGUAAAGGAAUAAACGUAUGUUUAUUUUCUAUGAAAGUCGCGUUGGUCGUACGGACAUUUUUGAACUUUUUAUGCGUUAAAAUUUAAAUAAUUUUACCGACUAUAGUACCAAUCUAUUGAACGUGUAAGAGGCGACUCCUGUAGCCGAGACGACGCGUAUUUUUAUUUACAGUUGUUAUGUACAUAAUUUAUGUGCACACGUUCAGUGUAAAGUAAACAAAAAUUGUCAUAAAGGCUUGAUUGCAUAGAUUUAUUUACUUAUUUAUUUAUGUUUAUGUUUUUCUACAAAUGUACCGAGAAAUUUAACAGACGCGUGCAAGUAUCUAACAAUGUUCUGUCAAAUCUGGCAAGUGUAAGAUAAAACUAUGAAAUAAUGAUUGUUCAAGUCGGAAGCAAAGUGGUUUCAACUAUGGCCCUAAGAAACGCCCGGAGGAAUCUCUGUGGCUACUGGCUUAAAAUGCAUGUCCAAGACCUGAUUGAAAAUCAGUACCGAUAAAGAACAAUUUUAUUAUAAAAAUAACUGGAAUGUAAUUUUCAAGAAUUUUUAGAAGCUAAUCGAUUAAUUUUAUCCAUAUAAAAUAAAACAAUAAAAAAAAAUAACCUAAACAAAAUUUAACUUUUUCUAAUAAAUGAUAUAAAUAACUCAAACAAUUUGGAUCCAGAGACAAGAUCUUAAGUCAAUUUUGUAUAGCUUUCAAUACAAUCAAAUACAAUUUCAAAAAUGCUGAAUGAUAAUAUAAUGACAUAAUAAUUAUGCCAAUUAGCAAAUUACUGUUAAUAGCUAAAUUAAUAAACGGCCUAAUCUAAAUUACAAUAACAUUGCGAACACGUGUUAUAACAUAUGCUUAAGCCUUGUACACGUAAUUAAAUGACUUGUACCUUGUUUUCAAACAAAAAGUUUAUCAUAGUGACUUAAUAUAUUUUAAUUUUCAGUGAAAUUUGUGUUAGAAUAUACAUUUACACUAUAUAAGUAUGCGGUUUGAACCAAAAAAUAAAAGCUACAAAUUAAAUGAGAUACAGUUACACAAAUUUCGAGAACAUUGAAAAUUCACGCAUUUUCCGGGGCCGUUUGGCCCUUUGUACAGUGUAUUAUAGAGAAGUACGUUUUUCACACGACUAUAUAAUGGCGGCUGUUAUGUACUUAUGCAGUUCGCAUAUUACAUUUGAAAAAAUAAUUUAUUGCAUGUUUUUCGUUUAUUAGUCAGUUCAUAUAGUAUAAUAUAUGGGGUACGCGUUUAUUAUUGCAAUUUACGUAUGAUGCACAGUGUAACGUUCAUCUCAUAUUAUCAAAUUAAGUACAUACACAUGCACAUAUAUUAUCGGCGAAAUCACGUCCCGCUUGAACUCGUCCCGGUUCAACGAACUUCUCUUCUGAUGCAGUGCACGUGUGUAUAAUGCCAUCGAAAUGAUUUGUGCUGAACAAAAUUUCGAAAAACUUACAAAAAUACAUAACGUUUCGAAAAGCACUAUUUCGUCGUGUAAUGUACCCAAACACAACAGUCGUGUGCGCUUCCAAUGUCACUAUAUGUAUAGUAAAUAAACCGGCUAACAAUAAACCUUUCUACGCUCGCGUAAUAUUUUCUUAGAUAAUAAUGCUCUUAUAUUAUUCUUUGCUCGAGCGUUUCAAGAUUCUUUUCUCGAUUUGCGUUCUCCUCGCCGCGCGCCGUGUCCACCAUCAAUUAAUAUAUAUCUCAUCCAACACCAUUUGCGCAAAGUAAAUAUUCUUGAAUUCCGCCAUUUUCAUUCCGUAUUAUAAUGUUAAUACUAUAUCUAUAGGUUCUAUCUUUUUCAAUCAUUGCCAUUUAAUUUUUAUUUCCCAGAAUUAUUAAAUUCUACCGCGGCAAUUUGAGAUAUUAUUUGAAAAAAAAAGUGCAUUUUAUAGAUAUGUCCCGUCUUAUUAUAGUAUAAUAUAAAAUCUAAAUAAACAGAAAUAUUACUUUCUGUGGGACGUAGAGAACCCUGUCAAUGCGCAUUACUCUCGUCUAUUAAAGUCUAGAUAGUAAUAAGAUCUAAACGACUGCUGUAAACAAACGUCCGUAACCACCCACGUAGUUUUGAAUAGGAAUCGCAUCUAAGAUUAAAUUGUAUAUUUUGUUAUCGUAUUGUUGAAAAUAAAAUAUUGCUGGUCGUCGAAUUACCACGCCACUGACGAUUGCCAUUAUAAGUAUUAUUACUCUGUACUGUUAGUCUAUGAUAUUAUGUUUUCUUCACGAGCCAUGCAUUUUAUCAUGUUUACAAUAUAUAAAAAUUAUUAGUGAACACUACUGUGUAACUAGUGAUGGCAAAAUUCUGGAUUUAAAAUCCAAAAAUGCAUUUAAAAAUUAUUUAUUACAUAUUUUGUAAAUAUAGAAAUUCAAAAAUAUAAUAAAUAAUCGGUUUAGAAAAAAGAGGUGAUACUGGAGAUGGGAGCGGCCACUGUUGUAGGUGGGCGGUUGGGAAAAUGGAAUACAUAAACUUAUUUAUUUUAUAAGCAACGAUAAAUUAUUAUUUACGAAAAAUAUUCAGGAUGAAGUUCGAUUAUACACGUUUUGAAUUUGGGCCUCAAUAUUUACGAUUUUUUUUCUUCAAAAUUUGAUUUUAAAACACUUAAAGAAAAAAAACCUACAUUACACUCAAUUUUUGUUCCCAAUAUGUACGACUUAUAAUAAUGAACCUCCUAUCAAAUUGUUAAGUAUUUCUGUUUAGUAUAAUAAUUUUAUUCACAGAAUACUUACCAUAUAAAAAAUUACGUAAAAAAUUCGAAAAAUUAAAAUGUCGAUAAUUUCAAUCAAUUUAACUAAUGAUAUAUUAUGGUUAUUCGUUUAUGAUUAUAACUUUCAAAAUCUUAUAAUUUAAUAACGGUCAGACUGCAUUAACCGCUGAUGAGUUAUAACUAUUUUUACUAACUAAUGUUCAUAAAUUGCUUUAUAUAUGUUCACAAUUAAACGUUAAACGAUAAAUAGGUGUUCGGGGAUAUUCGUGGUAGUGUUCUUAAACAUUCUUGAAUACACAAAUGAAAAUAAUCCAUUAAAACUAAAUAAAGAUAAACUGUGAUAUUUGAUAUAAGAGAGCACAAGUUGCCUUAUUGUUGGUUUUCUAGGACACGAGAAGUUUUCAAUUUUAGAACGUGUCCAUCUUUCGUUACCUAUGUUUGUAGUCUUAUUCGAGUGAUCAAUCACUAUACAACUGUAGACCCCUUAACAUCAACCAAGGUCCCUUGGGGGUACGCGGACCACUAAUUAGAAACCACUACUAGAAGAAAAAAUAUAAGUUACAAAAGUCUAAAAUCAUGAAAUCGUUACGUUGUAAAUAUUUGUCUGUUCAUUUCUACGUUGUUCUUGGUUUUCCACAAUUAUUAUGAAAACCGCUUGGAAAAUCAAAAAAAGUACCUCCCUAAAGUUCUAACUAGAUAGAAUAUUUUUUUUUAGAAAAAGUGCUACGCUUGACAUAUUGGAAGACGCUCUAGGACUGUAUUUUAUUUAUCCAACAAGGUUCACUAUCGUAAUUGUGACGAAUAAAUAAUUAAAUUCAUAACAUUUAUAAUACUGUAGAUUAUCAAAUGGCCUUUCUUUUUUCCUUUUUUUUAUUUUUAAAAUCUUUCUAACCAUAUUUUAAUUAAAUUUGUUCCGAGUAAUGUUAAGUGCGAGUAGUGUGUACAAAAUCAUAAUAAAUUCAUUCACCUAUACCGUUUGAAAACGAGAAGGAUCAAAGUGUUGUCCCUCGGGAAAACGAAUAACAGUUAUUUGACUCCAUGAAUUGCUGAGUGUCCGAAUAAAAGCUUAGUUAAAUAUAUACGGGUAUUUUUAAAUUAGGUAAUAAAGUAGAGUAGAAUAACAUUUCGUCAUCGUUAUUAAGAAUAUUUCACUUGUCGUAUUAACUGAUAAUAUUACAAAUGUCUUUUAUAAUCGUAUAUAUUUAAGUAUUUGGAAAUACAUUGUGUUUUUGUUAUCAAAUUAUAAAAUUAGAUUUUCAAAGAACUUUGUCGACGUUGUUUCGAAGUAUGUUUUUCAGACAUAAAAGUGUUUAAAAAGUAAUUUAAUACCUACUCAAAUACAGCAGCAAUGCCAUUUAAAAACUCGGUAUCGUAUUAUUGUUUUUAUUGUACUGUUCUUAUAAACGACAGCCGGAAGAAUAAAAUCCCGGAAUUCCCAAAAUGACAGUAAAUGGGAAUCGUAAUGGAUAUUAUAUUAUUAUUAUACGAAAGUGAAUGUAGUCUAGACGUGAUUGUUGAUAAUAAUUGUGUAUCUAUUUACAAUCUACAAUACCGAGUGAAUACGUAAGUAAUUUGGAUUUAAUUUAACCCGAUAUAUUCAUUCAGGUUUUAUUCGUGAUUAAUGAUGUGAUCACCAACGAUUGUUACAUUGUACAUUUUACUAAUUUUAUAUCGUCCAUUGAAACAUAAUGAUAUUUUAACUUUUGUUGCUAAAAAUAUAAACUUAUUUGACCUUUAUCGACACUAUGCGUCGUCGCCGAUAUCUCUCUUGUUUAUUAGUUAAAAACAACACUUUUUUUUUUUUAUUUAGAAGAGAAUUAUAAUAGUUAUAAAUAUUAUAUUAUGUUUAUAUAUGAUGCUGCUCAUGUGUAGAGUUUAUUGUAGCGGUUGAUCGGUGUGUACUUUGAUCUACAUACAUAUGGAUAUACUAGUAUAUAUUUCAUUUUAGCCUCUGGCUACCGGAAGAUACCUCUAACUUUACCGUCAGUACCGCGAUUACAGUUGUGCUCCUGUCUCUGGGAAGGGGACAAAUAAUUUACACAGUCUAACCCAAUGUUUGAUUCUUCACUUGACGUCUGGGUUGGUCAUUUCGCCUAUUGUCCGCCGCCUGUCCGGUGCCGUUUCAGCCCGGGUAAAACGGUUUCGUGGGGUCUAUAAAACUACUUGUAGGUAGUAAUGGCAAUAAUAUACUAAAAUAUUAUACGACAUUAUAAUAAUAUAAAUUGUACAUACGUAGGAUGCAGGUAAGUCCGCGUUUUAAACAACCCGACAACGCUCGGAGGUGAAUAUAAAGUCGGCUAAUGACUUGUAGUAAAACACGAGUACAAGUAAAUGCACACUAAUGUUGCUGGAAGGUGAAUUGUCGUAUUUUAAUAAUUUGUAUACCGUAUACACAUAAUUUGGACGCAACGUUAGUGCACUUCCUAUGCCCACAACUCGGCCUCGUUAUGGUUUUUACCUCUAAUCCAAUAGGGUUCGUUCGUAUCACGUUUAUUUUGCCAUUAUGCUCAAUUAUUAAAAAUAUUGCAAAGAAAAUCAAAAAAACUACUUUCCUGGGCAUCAACCAGAUUAAAAAUUCAACAAAAAAGGAUCUCUUGUUUUCUUGACAUUUGCCAAACAUUUGACUAAUAUUUGAAAGCGCAAAUAGAGUUUAUAGAAAUAAUGUACAAUUUUCAAAUAUAACUAACUUAAAUAAAAAUAACGUUGAAAAAUAACAUUUAAAUGUUACAAUGUUUUCUGGGAAGUUAUAAUUUCAAUUCGAUUAAAACGCGUAAAUAAUUUUUCAAUUUUUUCAAUUGAUGCACAAUUGUUAUAACAACAAUAAUCGCUCAAUAUUCAAUAAACAAUGAUUGUUUAUAGUUGUACAAAUGGAUAAGCAAAAUAUUCGUGUGUUUUUUUUUAAAAUUACCGACUAAAAUAUUUGUCCAUUACAAAUAAGUAAAUAUUAAAUACCUAAUGGUUGAUUGUACAUGUUUGAGUGUUAAGAGCCAAAUAUUUGAAUAUUGGAUACAUCUAUUUUUUUCAUUAUAUUGUAUAUUAUAUAUUGUGAUUUUGUUUAAUUUAUCCCACGCUAUCCAAAUGGAGCGUACAAUAAAAUAAUCGAAUAUGCAUUUUUCGCGUAACUGCGUGUAUUGUAUUUAUAACUAUCAAGUGUUUGGAUAUAAACGUAUAAAUACAUAAAUAUUAUAAUAUAUGUUUAUUCGGUAAAGCAAAUAUGAUGCUUAUAAUGUGGCCACGUCAAUGACGCAACGUCGCAUGUGGAUUUCUGAGCAUUUUAAAUUUUAAUCAAUUGCCGUGUAUCCACUCAAACGCGGUGAAAUGCGUUAUUCAACCAAACCUUUAUGUAUGUAUGUAUGUAUGUAUGUAUGUAUGUAUGUAUGUAUAUAGGACGGACAGUGUUCUGAAAACCAGUAUUAAUAAAAGCUGUGUAUGGGGGAGAGGGGUCAUUGACUUUUCUGAUGUUGGCAGGCAACCGGGAAGUGGCUAUUGAUGCGCCCCCGGUGUAGACAAACAUUUACAUUAAAGGGCACUAAAAUCGUUUUCGUAUUUUCGACUCCGUAAAAUCGUAUUAUUAGGAAAAUAGUUAUUGCUGCGGGAUUUUGUCAGUUUGCCGAAUGGGUCAACGCCGGGCUGUAUACCUGCUUGUAUACUAUUAUUAUGUCGUCGGAAACAGAUUGGUUUUUUAUUAUUAUCUACAAUAUAAUGUAGGUAUGCUGACAAAUAAAUUUACUUAUGACCUUUACGAUUACAUUAUAAUUUCUUUAUAUAGCGUUCAAAAUUAAUCAAGUUUUAAUUACCGAAUUUAAAUUCAAAUUACCUUGUACGGGAUUUCACCUAUUAUAUAACGAAAAUGGGUACUGCAGUCCUGCCUACGUGUAUUCAGUACAAUACCUAUAUAUGACAAAUAAUAAUUAUAAAGCAAUCUUUCGUUAUCGCAAAAUAUUAUUAAUCGUUUAAUUUUUUACUAGUUGACCCGCCCGGCGUUACUUGAGCCACUUUUUUUUUGUAGGAUCAAAUUUUUAGUAUGUACAUUAGUAUUAUUAAAAUAUCUAUAGCUGUAUUACCUGUGACUUUGUCAAAAAAUUCGUUCAUGUGCAGUUUAUAUCUCUGUACAGUUAUUUACUUCUAUUUUAGUCCAAAUUAGUACCGACCGGGAACCUCGCACCGCAAAGCUUUUCGACCUUUCAGGGAACCAAUUGUUUGAGUUUAAUUAGUGGUUUCCCAUUGCCAUUCCCACAAAUAUCCCAUGUUGGUCCUUAGAUUACCUUCUUUUUACCCUGCUGGCCGUAUAGAAGCAUUUCAUGCACAACUUGCUUUGCUUGGUUAUUAUUAAACGAAAACUUUUAUUAUUAUUUUUAAAUGUGAUCCCUAUGACUUUCUGUUUCUAUCCAUUUCCCUAUCACCGUUGUUGCCUGUUAUAUAAAAAUAUAAUAUAAUAAAUAAUAGUGAUAGUAUAAAUAAUAAUAGUGUUUAUUAUUGAGAGUUUUCUUGCCUGUGACAAUCAAAUUAUUAUCCAUGACGACAAAGUAACCUACAAGUAAACCAACAAAUAAAAUUCAAUUUUUUCUUUAAAAUUACCAAAAACUCUGUGUCAGCUCUCCUUUAGGGGAAUAAUUUUUAAACAUUUUUAGUGGAUCUAACUGUAACUGUUUAGACUGUAUGUUGAUUAUCUAUCAGUCAGUUAGGACAAAACCGCUUAUGUACAUAAAUAUAGAGAUUUUGUAAAUAUUUUAAAAUUGUUAUUAUUUUAUUUUAUCGUUAUUUCCGUGUACGAAUACAAUAUACAUUCUUACUUUAUAAUACAGUCGUACUUGUUUAACUCGAAAUCGUUGAUACCUCGAACUUUUUCCAAGAUUCCUAGAAUUUCUCAUUUAAACAAUGUAUAAAAAUCACAUUUAAUUUGAAUAUUUCGUGGAUAAAUAAGUUACAAUUUUAUCAAUAUCAGUAAUACAUGGGUUGUUCCCAUAGAUACGUACGAGUAUAUUUAUUUACUAUCGAGAGUAAAAUGUAUUCAUAUUAUAGUAAUAUGUUUACUGAUACAGUUUAGAUAAUUGUUUUACCCCACUCGAUAAUACGACGCGUUAUUCACUAACGCAUACGUAAUAUACAUUUAAGUGUUCUGUUACGUUUUAAUGUUUACAGUUUUAAGAUAAUUGUUUUGUGAUAUCGGUAUUUAAACGAAUAAAAUUAAAACAAAAAUUGGAUAAUUCGAAUUAUUUUGUCGGUCCCUUCAACAUAUAGUUAAUCAAGUUCUAUUAUAUAUUGAAACCGAUAUGUUAAAAGUUCGUUUAAGAAUUUUAUGGCGUUAUUUAAAAAACUUUAAAAUAAUAAGAAAACAACUUAACCGAAUUUACUGUGUACAAUUUAAAUAUGACAAGCGACGAAAUGUUUUCGUCGGCCUAGUGUUUUUCUUUUGUUCGAUGACCCUGGUGGAGGUUUUUUUCUAUCCUGUACAUGAAUAAUAAUCUAUAAAGCCAAGAGUAAAAAAAUAACAACUAUGAUGGGCUGUAGGAUCAUAAAAACUUAUGUGUGAAUGGAUUUGAAAAAAUAAUUUUGUAUGUACUUUUUUUUAGAUAGAUUCUUAUUUUCAUAUUAAUACGUGCAUAGCAGAAAAAAUGAGUUGUUCAUUGUUAUGCGUAGUUUUUCGAAACCGACAAUAAAGUAAAAUUCUUUUAUAGUUAUUCGAAAAAAAAUCAAUCGAAAACACUAUAGCUAAUUGUAGAUAGUUCAAAGAAAUCGACAAUAUUUUAAAAAAAAUUAUAUGAAUAACGUUGUUAUUAAAUAUUCGUUUGUACUAAUUCACAAAAAAAAAAACACGCACUUGGGUACCUAUACUUAUUACAGUGGUGAAUAGGGAUUUUCUCGGUGGGCCGCUACUUAUAUUGACGAAAAUGGGUCGAUGAAAAAUACUGCUAUUGGCUAUUGUGUAUUGUGCAAAAUGUGCGACAGCUCGAAUACCCACAUUGGAUUACCUUAAAUAGUGCUUAAAUAAAUAAAACCUAUUUCAAUGAAAAAUUGAUUGAUUUUUAAAUAAUAAAUUGUUACUGUCAUUGACAUUCGUACUAUUUAUUAUUUUUCUUUCGAUUGAAAAAAAAAUUGCCUAAUUGUUAUCUUAUUCAGUUAAAAUCAUGUACAUCAGAGGCACCUUUUUUUUUUAUUAGCUACAAAAAUAAUUACAAUUAUUAUAACAUAAUAUAUACGAAUUUACUGAAAAUAACCGUUGAACCGUUAAUAUUGCAAGUACUAAUUUCAUGCUAAAUUUUGAUGCUAAAAAAAAAUGUUGAUGCUGGUAGUGCUUCCUCAAUGGAAAGUUACGAAAAGUCUACGUCUCGUUGGAAAAUAGAAUACUCAUUUUGAAAAUGGUAUUAAUCACCGGCCUUAAUUUUACUGGAAAGGAAAUUAGUGAACAGCGUUCGUCGUUAACUUUAAACGAUCCGUUUAACAAUUUUAAGUCAGAUUACAAAAACAAGAAUAGAUAUACCUAAUUUUAAAGUAGUUUUUUGAAUUUCUUCGAUAAUUUUCUUGAAAACUAGAACAAUAGCUAACAAACAUUCCAUUAAAAGUUCAAUUUUCUUCAUUCUAACAGCGUUAAUGAUUGUUUUAUAAUGAAAUUAUUUUUGAUAAUUAUAUACAUUUAUUUUUAAAUUGACUCUCGACCUGCGUACUAAAAUUGUAAAAUUACGGGAAAUAAUAUAAUUGUAUUGAAUAUUUAACUGUUACCGAAAAUAAAAAUUAUAAUUUUAUAAUAUAAUUAAUAUCGAAAUAUCUGUGUUUUUAAUGUGACGGAUUUUAAAACAAAUAAUAUUCAUUUACACAAAGCAUUCACUUAAAUUAAAUUUACAAAAUGAAUUAUUUUGUUUCUUUUCGUUCUCUGGUAUUUUUAUUGAUACUUAACACCCAUGCACCUCUCGCAUAAAUUGCGUUCAUAUAAUAAUAUUUUUUAAAAUACAUUUUGCAUUUUGAGAUACUUUUAUGAUGUUUAUAAUGUUGUAAUGUCUAAGAGGUUUUACGAGCCAAACGACUUGUUUACGACGAUCCCUUUUGAAAUAGAAUGGAUAUUUUUACUACUCGUUUGCGUAUAUGGGGUUUUUUUUUAAUACUUUUAUACAACCAAACAUGAAAAUUCAUUCAUUUCACGACGGUAGAUUUGCUGAUAUCGAAAUCUAUGUUCUUUCUUAUUAAAUCUUCUGGACAUUUAUUUAUCUUGAAUGUAAUAAUUUAGGAAUAUGCCAUGCCGGUAGCCGUUGUGAGUAACUUUGGUGUAAACUAUUCAAGGAUAAUUUUAUAUCAAUUUCAUACAUUGCGAUAGGUUAACACGAAUUUGUCGUUGGUGUUCUGUAUUAAACUCAUAGUUCAAAACCAAAAAGAAUACGCUUUGUAAAUUAACUCUAUUAUAUAUUUACAAAACAAUAAAAUUAUUAAUACCCGUUAAAUUUUGUAAUCAUAUAAUUUAUAGAGUUCACAUUUAUAUUUAUCUUCCGCAAUAGGUAGCUAUAGAAUAUUAACUGGCAAUAUUAUUUUUGUGUUAAUCAAAUUAAAUAUAUAGAUUAAAAAUAAAAAAUCAAAUAUUUUUGUAAUCUUUUCAUGUCAUUUCAUUCAAUCACGGAUAUCUACUGAAAUUAUUUAUAAUUCAGUUUGCAUUUAUAAACAAAAAUAAUAAGCACUGCUUAUAUUUUAUUAUACUUAUAAAUUCGAGUUUUGAGACUUAACAUCAACAAAAAAGUUUAAUAAGUAUUUUUUAAAAUAAAGAGCUGAUGCUGGGGAUGGAAGCGGCCACUGUUGUAAAUGAGAAGUUGGGAAGGUAGGAUACAUAAGAUUAUUUCAUUUUUAUCUGUAAUCAACGUUAAACUAUUGCUUGACAAAAGACGAUUCCGAGCACAGUUCGAUAAUACAUAAUUUGAAGUGUCGUAAUUUUUUUUGCGAUUUUCGUUUAAAUUUGAUUUAAAAAAAAAAAAAAGCGUCCGGUAAUUUUGAAAAAGGUGCCUUGUGAUUUUUCGAUUAAAUCAUUUUUUUUCUGGUAGAAAAUGUCGACCGCGUUUUUUUAAAAUAAUGAUAUCGAAAAUUGUACGUUUUCCUAUGUUUUUUCCCACUUAAGUGCUUUUAUUUAAAAAAUUGCAUCGAAAAUCAAAAAAUGACCUGUUCAAAGUACAAUUUAGACAAUUUGAUAUUUCAGAAAAGGUGAACCUAACCUAACCUAACCUAACCUAACUUAAACUCAUACAUAAAAGCAAGUUUACUAGGAAAAAACAUGUACACAGACUAGAAAAAAAAGAAAGAAAGAAAAAAAUAAACAUCUUAGUAAAACCACCAUUAGCUUUCUCGCUACGCUCGGUAUCAAUAUUAUGAAAUAACGAAAAAAAAAUAAGUUAAAAGCAAUUUAUUUAAAAAAAUAAUAAUUAUCGUAAUAAGCAAAACAAAAUACUUUCAAAUUUCAUGUAAGAGUUCUUGAAACUCUAUAACUACAUUCGUAAAAAAUCUGGGUUUUGUUAUAGUGAUUUAAUUACAAAAUAGAAAAUAUAAUAAAAUAAUCAAAAAACUGGUGUAAAGAAUUUUUAACUUUCAAAAUAAGCAAUAUAAAGUAUAUUCAAAUUUCAUAUUUAAUCUCGUAACAUGCUAUAAAUGUCUAUAAAACUCCUAAAAUUAAUUUCAAGCCUAAAAUAUAAGCAAAUGCUAUAUAAAUAUAAAUGCAAAUAUAAUUUUCGAACCUCAGUUGUUUGUAGGGUACAAGCAACUGGUAGGUAUUGUGUGCAUUUACACAUUUUUUAUAAGACUAAUUUUAAUUAUUAUAAUGUGCUUAAUAAUAAUACUUAAUUCGUCCUUAUACUUAUAUAUUUUAAUUUAAUUAUUACGUGACGAGUGGUUUGAAAAAUAUUAUAUUCAAAUGUCUUUUGAAAUAACAACAAUAUAAAUAAUGCUUAAUUAAUCAUAACAUCAAGAGUUUAGAAUAUACACUUAAUAGCGAGUUUUGUUUUAAAGAUAUGUUAUACUUAUUUUUCUAUUGUUUUUAAAAUCUUUUUCUCAGGCCAAAAUGAAAAGAAUUGUAAUAUAUAUAUAUAAGCGUUUUACAUUUUUCGAAACGUAUUUUAUUUACUACAAUUAAUCACCGGUACUCAUUUGUUUUGUAUAUGAUUUUUAGUACAGCUCUUUGUCGACGGACAGAUAAUUUGUUGUUGACGUCUUAAACCCAAAGUAUAUUUUUCUUUUGUCGUAAGGCGCUUAUCCACGACUACGAAACUCAGUUUAUCAUUCAAACGUAAUGAAUUAAUUUUGCCGAGUACUUUUUUAAUAUAUUAUAUAUUAGUAUGAUAUAUUAUAGGUAUUUUUAUAAUACAGUCAUAUCAAAUUUACCCAUAUAUAUAUAUAUUGAUAUCUAUUUUAUGAUAAUAUUAUAUUUUUUUUUAUAUAAAUUCACACCAAGAUUGAGUCGGCAAGUGACUAAGUAAAAAUCGGCGGCUCGUGUUUAUUUUUAUGUUUUUGGAUCGGUGAAAAUAAUUAUAUAUCAACUGUUCAAUAAAAUAAUAUUAAUAUGGGAAUGGAAUAAAAAUAAAAACAAUAUAAUAUGAUCAGUUAUAAUCAUUAUGAUCUUAUUAGACUGCAUUCGCAAUAAAAUAUAUAGUCAAUAAAACAGCUAGGGUUAUACCAAUCGAUUUUGUUAUAUUUUAUUUAAUUUUUUUUCUAUAGAAAACUAACUCGUUAUUCGUACAUUUAGAACCAUAAUAUGUGUUAUUUAAAAUAUGCUUUAUGGGAAAAAUGUCUCAGUUGAGAGUUGAGUCACUUGAAGUUAUCGGUAGUCAGACCUACUUUACUUCUUAUUCGUAAAAGUGAAACAUUGGUUAUUUAUUUACAACAAUAUUAUUUAUGUGUAUUUUAUCGAUUUACCACUGGAGCGGAGAAUGUCAUCAUGAGUGAACACAAAAAGGAUUUUGAUAUAUCGUAGUCAGCAGUCACGGUCAUUUUUUCGUUUUUUUUUCAAGUACACGAUAUAUUUUAUUUAUGGGACAAAUUUGCUCCUGUUUCCGGUGGAUCAAUAUUAGAAAAUACCAUUUCCAUAAAUUCUAGAACUUGCUCUUUGGAUGUCACCUAAGAGGCACCCUUUAAAGGUGUUUCCCGAAGUUGUGCGUACCCCCAAAUUACGAUGUUUCAAUCAAUUCCAGUAUGACACUAUGACGGGACAAUAUAGUUUUCCAAAUUUCUACUUGAAUUGGUUUUUGGUAAGUGAAACUACUAUAAUUUUGUUCGUUUAUAUGUAAUGUUUUUUAUUAUGCUCUUCUCUCAGAUUCAAAAAUAAAAUUAUGAUUCAGGGCUCCGUUUCUACAAUAAUAAAAAUAUAUCAUAUAUUCAUUAUUGUAGAAUAGCAUUUUAAAAAUUUUAAAUCAUACUAAAUUUCGAAAAAUUCUAACCUUAUUAUUUAUAUUCCUAAGAAUCGUGUUCAUAUUUACAUUCAAUCGCGGUUAUUUAAUUACCCUGUUUGAACCAUAUUAUUAACCAUAUUUAAUCAUCAUGGCUAAUUACUUAAUAAUUUCCGGAGACUCUCUAGAAAUAUUUUUACGCCAAGCAGGCGUUUUUAUUUAUUUUCCGUGUGUUAAACGACCGUAUCAAAUAUUUUAUUCAUGGGCGUUAUAUUGUUAUUAUUAUUAUUUGUUUAGUAUUAUUGUGUACUAUUAUUUUACAGCAGUGAUACGCUAUUCCAAAUCGUAAAACGAUAACGGGUGUAGUUUAUGCAUAUCAUCGUUAUCAUAUAUUAUCUAUAUCCCAGGCGAAAACUAUUGAAAUUAUUCACUUAUCUGUUCAUUAUAGCCGAGAAGUAUUUGAAAAAAAAAAACGGAAAUAAAAGUAUUGAAUGAGAACAAAUAGGUGGAAAGUAGGUAGUACAUCUUUAGCGCGCUAAAAAGUGGGCUAUUUUUUUAUGAUUUUUAUACCAAAAAUAUCUAAACACUGAUUUUUUUUGUGGAGCGAAGAGGGUGGGCGGAUUUAAAAAUAAGUGAAUCCUAACAUAACCUACCGAGGAGUGGGGAUACUCAAUAGUGAGAGAGCGUAUGUACCGUAUUAUAGUCGUCGCUCGCAAAUGGUGCGGUGUUCCUUUUAUACCUUUAUGUGUGUAUUUGCGAAAACAAUUUAUAUUAAUAUAAAAUUAAUAACUCGAUUGUUAAUCUACAAUCUGUAAAUAUAAAAAUAAAUCGAUAUUUUGUCGGUAACGCCAUAACUUGAAUACCAUCCAAAUUUAUGACUUUUCCGGUAGAUUUUCCAAACAUUUUCUUUCAUAAUAACCUUUUUCUGACAAUUACGAACACAACAAAUAUAAUAAACAGUCAAAUCGGUCCAUCCGUUUACAAGUUAUGGAGUUACCAACAAAAUAUCGAUACGUAAUACGUCUCAUCAUGUGCUGUGGAGUAAUAAUGCUAAGCAGUAGCCGAUAUUUGAAGUUCGAGAACUCUGGUUUAGACGUGGUACGUCUAUAUAAUAAGCUGCUCGUAAGUUUAUGCGCCGCCGGCAACACUCUCGUCUGCAGUGGCAAAGCAUUCGUACGAGUGGAGAUUGGAAAAUAGCGAUUCUUAUUAUAUUGUUGGCACGUUUUCAACGGGAAGUACGCAUUUGAUGGAAACUAUACUCGAUGACAUUUUGUUUCAGGGAUGCUAUAGUGAUAUAGGAUAUAGUGCAGUGUAGCUACGCGCUUGUCAUUGAUUUUCGUUUUAUUUCCAACGGUAGUGGCACUCAAGUUUUAUAGGCAUUUCUGUGAUGAUGUUUUGCUGAGAUAUUAUACCUAUAGAUAUUCAUGAAUAGAGGAAUAAUAUAUUGUUAUAGAUACAAUUAGAAUAGAAUAUUGGCCAAAAAUCGAAAUUGACUUCGAGUGUCGAGCACACAUAAUAUUAUUUGUCUAUUCUAGAGAAGCGUACAAUAUUCAAUAACUGUACGAGUAGGAAAAAAAAUGUCUGAAAAAACAGAAUAAUAUCUAUACAAGCAAAAUUGUAUUUAAUGCUACCGUGUAAUAAAACCAAGAUAAUAAAUAAGUGUGGAAAUUAUUUUUAGUGUUCGAAAAAUUGUUAGAAUACCAUUUGUAUUGUACAUUAUUGUUAUAUGUGUCCAGUCUGUUGGGCGUCUUCGUGUUAUUACGUUGUUGAUGUUUGUAUCGUCUGGAGAUUUCAAAAAAAAAAGUAUUACCAUAAUCGUUUGUCGUCUGCUAUUUAUUAUGCUUACUUCUUGGUCUCGAGUAUACAAUAUUUGGACAUUCGUCGUGACCCAUGUCGUCAUUUAGUCUACGUAUAUUUGUAUGAAAUACAAUCUGGUCAGUAUAUUGUGUUUACUUAAAUAACAAUUGUAUUCUCUUUUUUUCCUACGCGUUAUAUUUUAGUUUGCUUUCAAUAUCUAAACAUAUUAUUACAAUAUUUUAACUGUGACACUAAUCUAUGGUUUUAAUUUUUUUUUUUGCAUUGAUUUCAUAAAGUCUUUUUUUUCUUAAUUUCGAAUUUUUUUUUCUAACCAAAAUAAUCGCUGUUUUAAUAAUCUUACAUUUUAACUGAAUAAGAUAGUCGAGGUAAACUAAUACAAAUGAGUUGUCUACAGUAGUCUAAUUUUUUUUUUUAUAUUCCGCUCCAAUAAGUUUAUCAAAAUAAAUUGACUUUAAAAAAAAAUAAAAUACUCUGGUAAAAUAAAUAAUAAAACGGUCAUAAAUGUAGUACGAGAUAAACUUUUUUUUGAAUCGCAAUAAAUCGUAGACGCUUAUAAAGACACGAUCAAUUUGUUCGCUACCCUUUGGAGCUUUUAAAGGUACUACUCGCGUAGACCAUUUUUUUGAAUACGAUUAAAAUACGAAAAAAAUUACUACCUGACUCUUGUUUGACGAUACCGGUAAAUUAUAAACCUUUCUACUAGUUAACUAGAUUUUGAAUGCCUUUCAUAACACAAGUACAUCGAUAAAUUCUUGUCUAAAUUACUGAUUAAAGGACUUGUGCAAUUUGUUUACAUUACAUUACAUUAUAGAUAAAAAUAAAAAAAAAAAACGAAACAAAAUAAAAUUGUACACUAGUCCUCGAUGGUCUAUACAGUAUGGGUUAUUAAGUAUUUUAAAUAAGUCCAUAAAUUUAAAAUGUUUUAAAGAUCAACAAAUUAAAUUAAAAUAACUAAUAUGUGCUAAAAAAUAAAGAUAUUUAUAAUUCAGUUCUUAUUUAUUUUUAAAAUAUAAAUUAAAAUAAACAGGCUCUAUUACUUUUAGAUAAAGCAGUAAUAUUUUUUCAAAUAUACUUCAAAACCGAACUUCACGGUCAAUAGACAUUUCCCUAUUUCGUCUUAAAUAAUUACUUUCUCUUAUAUUAGAUAACCUGAUUUCCCGUUCGUUUUUGGUUUCAUCAUUAAGAUGUAAACGUUUUCUGCUUGCAUUUCUGGUUUCUGGUACUACGACCUAUUUAACUAUUUGACCGGCUUCUUCAUAGCAUAAUUGAUUGAUAACAUAAGGAUAACAAUUAAAUGUAAAAAUCUAAAUAAAAUAAUGAAAUACAGAUAUGCAGACGCGGAAAGCGACUUUGUUAUAUACUAUGUAUAAAAAAAUAAUUAAUAACAGUUUAUUUUUAAAUCAUGUUACAAAGGUAAUCCACAAAAAACAUUCUAGUGUAUGGUAUUCAAUAGCAAGUAAAUUUCAAUAGAAGUAGGUAAUUUUAUUUUAUGCAUUAUUUAAUAUUAUUGAAAUUACGAACAUACGAAAUACGACCGCGAUAUAAUGCGAACUGACCAAUUAUUUGUUAUUUGUCCAUGUUGAACAAAUAUGCAUUAAAACCAACAAAAUGAGCGAACAAUACAAAAAAUGCUAAUAAAAAACCGUUGAAAUUUUGCAAAAAUAUGCAAAAUAAAAGUUUCAGCUUUGAAACACCCGUUACAUGAAAGGAAUUAUGUACUUGGAAAGCAUUGUCUAAGAUAAAAAAAAAAAUAUAUACUUUGCAUUGAAGUCGGUAGAGUAAGAUAAAAAGGGGAAUUUAAUAUACAUCCGUACGCAACGAUUAAUCACCAAAACAACUGUACUGAGCAGAGUUCGGUUAUAGAUACAUGGUUUGAAUGGUCGUAGGAAAUAUUUAUGACUUUUGUCAAAAUUUAAUAUUCGAGUUCUUUUAAAAAAAAAAAAAAAAAAUACUAUAUUAAACUCAACGUUUUCUUGUAAGCAACUAAUUACAAUUUAUAAUGAACUUUUUGUUAAAUUUUCAAACAUUUCUGUUUGGUCUAACGAUUUUAUCAAAAUAAUACCUACCGAAUAAAAUUUAAAUGAAAAAUUUCCAAAAUUAUAAUGUUUAUUAGCUCAGUUAUAGCUCAAAAAUGGCUCAAAUUUUUUUUAAAUUAUCCAAUUCCCAUAUCAUCAUCACAUAUGCCCGCCAUUUUCAAUCCUUUACCAUCGCAUCCAACCACCUCUUUUUUGAUCAUUCUGUCUCCUAUUUUCUCCUAUGUUUAUUUUCAUAAUAAUACUUACCACUCCUGAUUCAUCUCCUCAUGAUCCAAUCAUCUGUCAGUUUUCUCUCAUUUUGCUCACUAUUGAAGCCACACCUAAUGUAUUUUCUAUUAUUACUCCACCUCUGUCAUAUAUCUAAUUUUUCAUUUCUAUUUUUCAGUUUAUCAUCUAACACUGCGAACCAUACACCAUGCUCAUCUCAUGAAACACUUGACGCUUAGCUUCACUUAACCCAACUGAACUUAAUCCUAUGGUUCAUAUAUUUAUCAAAGCUACCGUUAUUUUAUAUAAAAUGUUAGGAAAACAAAAAAAAAAAACAACUUUCUGAGUGAGGAAUUAGAUCUAAAAUUGAACAAUAAAGAAGUUUUUGUAAUUUUUGAUUAAAGCAAUAUUUUUUUGGUAGAAACAAUAGUUCGCAAAAAUUAAAAACAAUGAAAUAGGUAUCGCCACGCUGUAAAUAUUUGUCGUUUUACCUAUAAUAUUCUUUUGGGUUUUUUUCAAAUUAUUUUGAAAACCCCUUGGAAAAUCAAAAUAUAUUAAUUUUAUUACACCAUCUAGAUACAAUUUUCUAACAGUAAAUGCGCUUUACUUGGUACUUUAGAGCAAGAUUUCUUUUUGAAAAGUUGUUUACAGAUAUAAAAAAAAUACACACAUAUUAUAGUAAAACCAAUAGAUCCUUCGCCACGCUCCAAAUCUAAAUCUAAAAAUUUGAUAGGCAUUAAAAUACCUAUCGAUUUCCUCACAUAGAUUAACCUUUCAGAGAUUAUUUAUUAUAUUAUAUUAAUAAUGUAAUAAUAACUUUGAGUUCCUACGUCUACUUACAGAUAUGAACAUUUUGUUUGUAAUUUGUAGGAGUAUUCACUUACUCGAACUGUGGAAAACUUAAGUGUAAUACUGUAAUAAAUUCAGUAACUAAAACUUGUUUUGAAAGAGUCGAGUUAUUUUUCAAUAAUUUUUGGUAAAUAAGGAAGCAAAUAUGUUGUAAUAAUUUACCGAUUUGUAUAACGAAUGUACAAGUACCAUUGUUGUUAUGUACACAAAAAAAACUUUCUAUACCACUAUUAAAAUAAGAAAAGUUAUGAUUGUAUAGUAGUAUAUUAGUAGAAAAAAAUAAUAUUUUAUUUUUUACCUUGGUAUCUAACAAUAAUACAUCAAUAUAAUACAUAAUAAAUGGAACUAUAUUAAGAUUUUUGGAAUUAUAUAGUUAUAGAAUUGCUCAUCUAGUUGGUGUAUUGAGGAGAUCAUUUUUUAAUCGUUUUGAUAGAAUAGUUUUUUCUAAGGUUUAACGUUGCGUAUAGAUAAUAUUUAAAUUAUUCUAUAUUAUAUCCUCCCCACCAAUUUCUCUCCUAAAACAGUCGUACACCCAUCAGCAGUAUCAGUCUUUCGAUAGCUUUGGAUUUAUUUUACAUGUAUAUGUAUUAUUAGUUUAUAACAUUAUGACAUUAUGUAUCUAUCUAUAGAUUAAGUAAUAUAAACAAUGGUAAAUAAAGAUUACAUUCGCUAUUGUUAGUAUUUUUAUGAAAAUAAAUUUGUUUGUUUCCAGAGUCGUCCGCGGUGACAUGGGUAAUUGCCGGUGGUGGACAAGCGUUACGAUGAUUCUUCUGUUAGCGUUCCUGCAGCAGUCUCCGUCGGUAACGGGUUCGGACACUUGGCAAAAACCCGGUUGCCACAAAGUCGGUGAGUAUAUACUAUCCGUUGAAUUUGCUGUAUUUCCCACAAAAAUAUGUACCAUUAUAAUAUUAUAAUUUUUUAAUCUAGUUUAGGAAAGGUUUUUCAUCUAAUGAAUUCAUGGUGAAAAUUUAAUAUCGGGUCACCAUUGUGAGCCGAUAUUAAAUUUUUCCGAAAUCAGAUAUUCCGAUGUAUAAUCGAUACCUGAUUUGAAAUUAAAACCACAAUUUGAUAUUGAAAUUAAAUUUAUUGAAAAUACCUAUACUAGUCAAAAAUCCGAUUUUAUAAACGCUUGUUAAUAUUCUAGAAACACUAAAGAUACUUUUUCCGAAACCCCGUCAUUCAGUAUUCUGAUAUCUUCAUUACAAUCGGCUUAUGUUGAUUAUAUUUAUUUCAGAUAAAACUUUUAAAAUAACAUCACCAAAAUAUUUAGGUUAUUAGUGUUGUCUACAAUCGAAUAAUCACUAUCAAACUAAUCCAUAGUUAAUAGAAUUCAGACUGUUUAAUAGAUUAAACACUGUUCAAAUAUUUUAUCCAGUUACGGAAUAAAAACUAUUUUUAAUAGUUCUUUAAAAUUAUCGAUAGUUUUCCAAAAUAACACCAUUCGGCCACGAAACAAAUUAUUCGAAUGAAACGUUUGAUAAUUCAUCUACAUGAUCGAAAAAUAUCGAUUGUGUAAGCUAUUUGGAAGUGUUCGUUACUAUGUUAUACACAGGUUUAUUAAUACAACUUCCAGACACGUGUCCGUUUAAAACGGUUUGUAUUAAUUUUCGAAAAAUAAUUUUUCAUUCAGGUGCCGCCGAGGACCUGUCUCCUGUGCCUAAACUCGAGGGAUAUUAUUGUAAACAUUUUGGGAGUCCGCGGUGGCAUUAUCCCGGGAAACUGGACAUUUAAUCUUCUCGGUCCGUUAAUUCGGAACUUGGCACUUAAUACUCUCCGUUGUCGUCGUUUAUUACACGAUUGUCAUCGUUGCGGCCGUCGAGACGCCACCGGCUAAUGAGUCGUUUCCGAGAAAAAAAAAACAAUAUUUCCCCUUUUUAUUUUCAUUGUUUCUAUUUACUUAUAAAAGACCAUUUAUAUUUUCAACGGCACACGACGAGGUGGCGACCCGUUUUCCAACAGCCGUUAAUGAACGUUCGGAACGAUUUGCACUCCGUUCACGUAUUAAAAAGUAACGAGUCCAACGCCCCGACUCGUAGGCGACGAUUUCGCGAUUUUUCUUUAGUGUUCACAUCCCACGCGGUAAUAUUAAUUUAUUCGAUACAAGUACACCAAAAAUCCGUUUAUUCGUCGUUAAGUACCAGUAGAUUAUCAAUUGUUACGACGGUAAUUAUUAUUAGUACAGUAUAUCUAAUAAAAACAAUAAUCGUUAUAUAGAAUCCGUUGCAGCUUUGCUAUGUUGUGUUCUUUUUAUUCUCUUGGCGGAUAAUAUUAUUUGGGAACGGCAAAAUAUUGCUCUAAAAACAUAUCACAAGGAGACUGUAGUUUAUUUUUCAUAGAUCGCGUAUGAUAUUUUAAACAAAAAACAUGAUUUUUUCAACAGCUCCCUUUGGUGUACUUUUUUUUUUUUUUUGACGGUGAAACAAUAAUGAUAAUAAUUUGUCUGUAAAUAAAUUUAAUAACUACGAACGUUAGCAUAUUUUUGACAGAUAGUAAUUUUUGAUGUAAGUUGAAAACCAGGUUAUUGUAUCAAUUAAUAAUAAUAAUAAGUUCUCUAAAUUAUCAAAUUAAUUGCAUAUAAACAAAUUCAAUCUUUUAGUUUUGGUCAUAUUAUAUUGACAGCGUAAUAUUACUACCUUAAUAAAAUUUAAAAAAAAAACAACAACCAUUUUUAAUGAUAUCAAUUAUACAAUUUAUUGUAUCUAGUUUACUCUUCUUAGAAUCGUUUUUGAAAGCAGAAAUUUAUCAGUUUUAGCAAUAUUCAAUAAAAAUGACAACAGUAGAUUGAUAAUUUUUUGUAGAAGUAAUAUUUAAAAAUCAAUUUUGGUGUAUGUACUAGAAAAUGGUUAUUAUUGAUACCACUUUGAAUUUAUUCGUAUAAAUAAACAUUUUUGUUGAGUGGUAUAUACAUCGAAAUUCAAAAUACUUAUACUAUACAAUUUAAAAAAAAAAAAAAACUUUAGAUUACAUCUUCUAGUUAAAGAGUUUUUUAUUAUAGAAUGUUUUUAGAACACAAAACAUGUAUUUUAGGAAUUACUUUGAAUAAAGUAUGUAAGACAAAUGGUGGGUGUUAUUUGAAUUUUAAAUAUUGAGUUUCAAACCCAACCCACGCAUGGAAAUACCCUUAUAGGUAUACAAUUUGUUAAAUUUAAUAAUAUGUUCAUUUUAUAACAUUAUUGUAUGGAAUUGUCCAAACUUUUGUGUACAUGCAAAGUGUAUACCUACCCGUAGUAGAAGGCUAAUAGAAGCACGAAAAAUAAUAUGAAUAAGAUACGAACUAUAUUAUACUAAUACUAUAAAUAAGUAUUGAAGAAACUAUCAGCAUUUGAUGAUUUUCAUACAAUAAAUAUAAUUAAAAAAAAAAAUGUAUAUUUUGUGAAUGCACUAGUUUGAUUUUUUUUUUUUAAUUAUACAACUAUUAAAUACUCAAAAACUCUACUCGUAGAAUUUCAAUUAAUCAUAUUCCGCAUUUCAAAGUAGGUUUUGAGUUUUAACAAACAUAAUAUUAAAAAAAUCACGUAAAGAAAUAUAAGUAGUAGUGAAGUAUUGUUUUGGACAUAUAAAUGUAUUCUUAUCCCACUAUUUCCACGAGUAGAUCUGGUUCGUAGGAUGGCGGUGAAAGGGGCACAAAAAUAUCAAAAAAAGAUUUUUAUUUAAUCUUCAAUAUAUGAACAAUACUUGUAUGUAAUAAUGUUUUAUUUUAUUGUUUUUGAAAUAUAACAUUUUUUUGUUUUAUAUAUUCGGAGUGUAGCGAACAGAAACUUUCAGUUUGAUUAAGAUUUCAUUAAGUGUUUCUUUUUUCUUCAGAAAACACUUUUUCAGUAACCUAUUCAAAAUAUUUCGAUUUUAUCACAUUACAUGCACAUUAAAAGAUUCAAAAUUUUCGCUUUCUGGUAUUGUAUUUGAUACAUAUUUCUAUAGACUUCUAACAGUUUUUUUAAAUUUGUUUUUCAAAUCUGAAGACAAAAUGUGUUGAUACAUAUAUCGAUAAGUCGUUUUAUUUCUGUUAGUUUCGGGAUUAUCUUUUUGGCUAUCAUGGGGAAAAACACGACAAACAUUAUAACCUUAACAGUUUAUUAAACUUUGCUCAGAAUAUUUAUUUGUAUAAUGAUUUAUGGUUUAGUUCAGUAUAUUAUUAACUGAAUUACUGAACUUUCUAAAUUUCUCACAUACGAAUGCAGCCCACAUCUACCACUUUUUGAAGAGUUUUUGCAUUUUUCCUUGUUUACCAAUACCAAUCACAUGAUAUUAAUAAUUACUACUCCGUUUUAGGUCACACGAGGAAAAUCAGCAUACCUAACUGCGUGGAGUUUCACAUUACGACUAAUGCUUGCCGAGGGUACUGCGAAUCAUGGGCAGUGCCGUCGCCGGCGGAUACGGUGAUGAUCAACCCGCAUCAGCGAAUCACGUCCGUGGGUCAGUGUUGCAACAUCAUGGAAACCGAAGACGUGAGUUUUUAGCGGUGUAAUAUUAAUAUUAAUAGGUUAACUAUUUUAAAAUAUUAUUAAUAUUAUACGUAUAAAUAAAGACGAUUUAAAAUAAUAUGACUAUGUUUAGACAUAAAUUAAACAAAGAAAUAUUGACAGCUUUUAUAAUAUAAACUAAUCUUUUAUUCGAAUAAAUCCUUGAUAUUUUAUUCGUAGUUAUACACAGUUAAAAAAACCACAUGCCAUUUGAAAUGUGAUUAAAUUUAAUACAAAAAUGUAUACUUAUCGUCCCGUACCACAUUGUAAAAUUCUAAAAUAAACAUGGAAAUUCUACAAUAAUAUCGGACAUAAUGUCCAAAUAAUAAACAUAUUUAUUGGUGAAAUGUUAAAAAUAUUUAAAAUAAAAGUGUUUGUUUGUCUGUUAGUGCGCAAUCUACAGCCGAAUCUGUCGCCCGUAGAGGUUAGGAAAUAUGCACACAAAAGUGAAUGAAAGUAGUCCAUUUUUACUCAUUGAAGUCAUUACAGAAACUCAACAUUUUUCAUAAGGAAGCUGUCACAGAGUUUUGGCAAUUUUCGCAAAGAUAAUCGAAUUAUUUUUGUUGAUUUAUGAGUUGCCUUGGUGAUUCGGAUGAAAUAAACCAAAAAUAAUAUUAUUAUAGUUACCUAAAUUGGUUGUUACCACCUACCUAUUUUACAAAGGUUCACUGCAAUAUGGGUGGGGAUAGAAAGGCGGAAACACGCUAAAUUGAAUUAAUUUUGGAGUUUCGAUUCAAACAAUUUGAAAAAGUUUUUUAAUCAAUAUGAGUUUUAAUGUUAUACUUUAAACGAAAAUGUAUAUAAAAAAAACUUAAUCGGUGUACCUACUGGAAUACGAAUAAUAAGAACAUAAUAAAAUGUGUCUCGGUAUAAUUUUUUCCUAAAUUUUUGAAAAAUACGAGUAAGUAAGUAUAUUAGAUACCUAUACAAAUAUACAAUUCUUAUUUCCAGACCGGCCACUUCGCCCCUGGUAAUCAGUAUCUAUCGUAACUGUUGUUCAUUAUUUAAUUUUUUGUUUUAACUAUUUUUUUUAUUCCAUCCUUAUAUCCAAGGUAACUUAUAAAUCAGUUUUGCAUCAGUCCCUCUUUUGGAGUUUAAUUCAGUUGUUAAACAAUAAAAUAAAAUAAAAAUAGCCUAUUAUUAUGUCAUUUCUGGUUUAAAACUACAUCUGUAUAAAGUUUUAGGUGUAUGUUUAUCGAUUCUUUAAGAAACUCAGGUAAUAUAUCAGUAUCCACGGUAGAUGAAUACGAACCCUCGGUCAGAAAAUAAGCAUAAAUGCCGAUUGUUUUUAGUGAUAGAACUUACGAUCAGGUAAACCUCGUGCAUCGCGGUCAAGAGUGAACCUUAUGCAUUUAAAACUAUUCGUUUUCUUUGUACUAUAAUUUGUGUACGUUUCAUAGAAUUAUUCAACAAUGGAGUUACAGACAAGAUCGCAUUGAUGUUUUAUUUUAUUUUUUUUAAAAAAAAAAUAAAUUCGACGUUUUCGGAAAAAUGAAAGUUCCGAAUUAUUCUGUUUAACCAAACUUAUAGGUACGACUGAAUACAUUUUCAUGUUCCUAGAAAAAAUGGGUGUUUUGUUAAACAAAAAAAAAAAAAAAUAAAUAAAUAAUAAUAAAAAUAAAAAUAAUAGUCCAAAUAACAUGUAUUGGAAUAGAUUGGAUACUCGUAUUUUGUUUUAAAUUAGGUAUAAAUAAAAUUAUGUAUUUCACUUGUAGACAUUAUAUGCAUAUAUAAACAAAAAUAUAUUAUUACAAUACAUGAUUUUUAUCUCGCAAUUUUAUUUUGAAUAUUGAAUAAUUUACAUUUAGUAUAAUAAUAUAAUAUAUUUAUUACGACAUUUUUAUUAUUCUUAAUAAUCGGUUCGCAUUGUAUGAUAAAUAUAUUCCGAGUGUACACGAUAUUAUUACUAAUAAAUUUAAUACAACAUUAAGUUUACGUUGAACUAUCCAAAUGAAAAAAUAAAGAAAUCAAAUUUAAAAGUUAAAACGUCGUUUCAGAAAUGCACACUUUUAGUACUAUUUUACACAAACACACACACACACACACACACACACACACACACACACAUAUAUAUAUAUAUAUAUAUAUGUGCCAUCCCGAUGUAAAUCGAGUUAAAUGAUGUUUCAUGAAUAUAAAUGGUGAGCAUAUCUCCCCGUUGUAACUUAGCGUCGUUCGGUAUAAACGCGAACUAAAGUCGAAUAUAUUUUUCACGGUAGGUGUAUUGUAAAAUCAAAAAUUCCGAGUGCACAAUUUGGCUACUAUAUUUUUCGUACGGGAAUUGUUAGACGUUUAAUUUCGAGUAAUUAUUACAUAGGUAUAAAAUAUGCGCAUUGUGUUUAAUGAACAUUUUCACGUUGAAUUUCUUCUCUCGCAUAUUUUCUACGUCAUCAUAGUUAUUACGCUCUAAUACAGUACCUAGUACGCGCGCGUACGUUUUUUAAUUAAAUCGAUAGUCUCGUAUAAGUGACAACAGACAAAAAGACAGAAAGUGAUAAACUUAUGGUUUUUAUACGGAAAAACAGCGUGUUCUAUAAAGUUUAUAUUAUUAUUAUUAAAACCCUUAGCGUACAGGAAUUCCGAUUAAAAUAUUCCGUAAACAUUUGACGAAAACUGAAAAUAGUAGCAUUAUUAUACCUGUAACAACUGUAUUUGCAAUAUUGCGUAUUUUAAUUAUAUAAUAAUGACAAUAUUAUAUUCGGUAUGAAAGGUUAUCUGAUUGGCGGGUCAAAUAUUGUAGUAAUUAAAAUGUAUAAAAUAUAUUUGAAAAGUCGGAGGAAUAACAACAUAUUGUACCAAAUAUUUUAUACGGAAUGCGAAAGUUAACUCGACAAGGACAACGCAACAAUAUUUUCACGUUUGAAUGGCGGCAUUUCUCGUUUAUUGCCAUUCGACUUGACAAAACCGUUAUUAAAUUUUCACCUGUUGCGGUAUACUCGCCGUUAUUCCGGAAAUAAAUGCCAGUAAAAAUAUAGAUUUGCACCUGUAAUAUGUUAUUAUACAAGUAUACUAGGUUGUAACUCAAAAUUAAAAUUUGAAUUCACUUGACACUAUCAUUUUUUUUUUUUUAAUGUUCUUUAUUUAUUUUUUAUUUCCGUAUGCGUUUUUUUAUUCAUGUACGUAAUAAUAUUUCACGAAUUAUAAUAUUUUUGAAAUAUACUUUUCAGAAAUCACUAAAUACUUAUUGUAAUAGGUAUGUGAUAAAAUGCUCGUACAAUUUCACAUUUCAAAAAUAUAAUUGAUUCGAAUUGGUAUGGAAAUUCAUUGGCUUUCCGAAUAAAAGUACGAGUUUAAUAACAUAUCCGAACUUACAGAAUUCGGUUUUAGUUUAUAAAAUCUGUGUACGCACGUAUGCAUUAUAAAGCGUGUGUAAUCGGUGACUGAAACGUAAUGAGUUAUUCUUGAUAACAGUGAUAACCAUGGUCGUAUACAACGAGAAUUUUCAACAAGUUUUCUUUCGUUUUAAUGGCAUUUUAACUUGACCUAAUUUUAUCGGACCCAACCUUGUUAAAUUUUCACCUGUUGCGGUAUUUUACCGUCAUAACGAUAAUAUUUAUAUAGAAUUGAUUUUAUUGUCAUAAAAUAUCCAAGAUAUGCACUUAAUUUAAUUCAAAUUUGUAUAAAAAAAAAAUCAAAAUACGUUAUCAUAUUACAAAAAAAAAAAAAAAAAUUAAAUACAACGAUAAAACCGAAAAUAAUAGAAGCCAUUAUUGCGUAAAUAUUUCUAUUUUUUUUGUUUUUUUUAUUGGUUUCCAGUAUUAAGCCAAUUAUGAGGAAUAUUAAAAUAUUAUCUUCCCAUUGCACCAACUAGACACAAAGUUUUACCAGAAAACACCAAUGAUGUUUAUAAUCGCAUCAGGAUUUACGGUAGAAAACACAAAAUAAAAAAUAAUACAUCAUAUUAAAAUCAAUGCAGCUGUCUUAAACUAUGCUUAUAAUUAUAAAUUUAAAAACACAUCUUGGAAAAAAUUUUAAUUUCCCAAAUAUUUGUUAAAUAAUAAUAUGUAUUUAUAUCCCAAUAUGGAAAAAUAUUAAAAAUUGAAUUUAAAUUAAUAAAAUAAAAUAAAUUUAAUUUAAUUUAACCAAUUAAAAGUAUGUAAUUAUAAUAAAAUCUGUUCAAUUUUAAUAUUAUACCAAAUCAUUCAGUAAAAAAAAAAAAGAAAAGAAGAAUAACAACGAAAUACCAAUAAGGGACGGACUUCGGGGUAACGACGAAAGGCUUUGAAAUGGCUUGUAAAUACUGAGAGAGAGAGACAGAUAUUUGCUCGGUAUCUUUAGUAGUCGAUGACGGAGUUAACUCGUUUACUUCGUCUCUGUCGCCCGAGGGCCUUGAAAGUCGCAAAGGCUGGGCUACACGUAUUACCAACAAACACACACGUAGCUUUCGUUUUGGGUCCGGUUGCAUUUAUUUUUUAAAAAAAAAAAAAGUGUUUACCAAAGCGUCGUCGAAUCGUGGCCGGAAGGAUUCGUACGGGUAAUUUCCCCGGGGUUCUUCGUACAAAUCUAUACAGGGUGUUUCACCGUGACCGAUAUCCCUGUAUAUAACGUUUUAUUUUUAUAUAAAUAUUAAAUAUAAUAUAUAUAUAUAUUUUGUAAAUCUUUCAUAAAUUAUUUUUGCGUUCGAAUAUAUUGAAUUUGUAAAAUUUGUAGCGAUCCUGUAUAUUUCGAGAAAAGAUUUGUGUUAUUUAACGAAUAUGUAUAAUUUAAUGUAUAAGUGAGUUUUGGCUCUUGUGCAGUGUACUCGAUAAUGGCCUUUGCUAAACUCAAACGCAUUAACUAUAAUAAUUUAUAGAUUCUUGUUGGAGCAACAACAUCAUGGUUUGCCUAGUUAAUAUGUUGUAUUUUUUAUUUAAAUAUUUUUUUUUCUGUCUGUUAAACGAUUUUACGUAGAAAAAACUAUUAUUACUUGCUUCAACCGGAAAAAAACCAUUACGAGAACGGUUGUGUUAUUGAUCCAGUCAAUGCAUUCAGGAGGUCAUUUUUUGAAAUACAAAGCAUUUUUGUGUUAUGAAAAAACCAAUGAUAAAAUAUAAUUUCGACGAUCACCGGUUUUCGUAAAAUAUACAAGGCACAUGAAUCAGACCUGAUAAUCAUGCAGGACGUAUUGUACAAUUUUUGUCCGGCUGCUUGAAUUUCGGACUCAUUUUGUUUAUUUAUAUAAAUCCUUUGAUUACAUCACGAGCAUAUUUUUAAGAUAUCGCAGAAAACACAUUUUUUCUCCUAUUAAAAAACCGCAUUUGCGAAUUUAUUUAGAUAACAAAUCACGUAUAUAGGUUCUAUUAUGUUUAAUUAAGUGUAACUCUGGAAAAUAUUUUAUUAAUUUCAUCAACUAAUACCAGUGAAAAUACGCACGUGCAACUGUAAUAAAUUAUUUUAUGAGUUUAUUAGGUUGUAACUCAAAAUCCAAAUUUAGAUUCACGAGACAAUAUGAAUUUUUAAUAUUCUCUGUUUAUUUUUAAUUUCCGUAGUUUUUGUUUUUGUACAAAAUCAGUUUUACUUAUAUUUCACGAAAUUUUAGGUUCAUAGCAUAGCUAGAGAUUUAUUAAUUAUACUAUGAUGUGUUUUUAUUUUUGUAUUUUGUCAUUUUAUUAUUACUUCUUUUUUCUGUCUGUAAACCAUUUUUUGAAAAGAAAACGUGCUCCGAUGAAUCAAGUGUAGAUACUUUUUUAAAACAAAAUUUUACCUAGUUGGUGGUAAUUAGGAAGUUUUUUUUUAAUUUGCCUAAAAGAUUUUUAAAAUAAUUAUAGGAAAAGCCUGAAAGAAAAUUAUAGGUAAAAUGUAAAUAUUUACGGCACGCCACGGUGUUACCGAUUUCAUUGUUUUUAAAUUUUGCAAGCUAUUUUCUACCAGAAAUAUUGCUACAAUAGAAAAACGAGAAAAGAUCUUUUUUGGUGAAUUUUGAAUCUAAAUGUACACAAAAAAAGUGGUAGUUUGAUUUUCCAAAUGAUUUUUUUUUUUAAUUAUUAAACUAAACCGAAAAAAAAACAUAGAAAAAAAGGAAAAAUUUACGAAACUAUUGAUUUUAUUAAUUUAUAUUUUAUUUUUUGUUUUAUUUCAGUUUAAAAUAUUCAUAGAGAUUUAAAAUUUGGAUAGAUAACUUAUUAACUGAUAUUUGAAUUUUCUAGAUGUGGUAAAACUUUCUUAACAUUUGAGAAAGUUUUGAACAAUUAAUUGAAAUUUUAAUUUUGCGAGUUUUUUAUACGUAAUUUAUAUUUAUCUCUGUAACUCUCUUAUAAAAUUGUUAGAUUAAAUAGAAACACUUGGAAAUUUAACAGGGUAUUCAUUAUAAAUGACAAUUAGUGGUGACAAGAAAAAUUGAGUUUAAUAUAGUAUUUUUUUUUCAUAAUAGUUUUGAAAUCAAAUGUUGACGAAAAUUAUAAAUAUUACGGCCUUUCAAAACUUGUGUAAUCGAACUAUGCUCCGAAUUGUUUUUCGUUAGCAAUAGUUUAUCGUUGCAAACAGAUAUCAAUUAAAUAACUUUAUGUAUUCUACCUUCCUUUAUGCAUUCUAGCCUCCUACCAACAAUAAUAUAAUUUGUUCCAGCAGAUACGGAAAUUCAUUGGCUUCUGAAUGAAAACAUAAUAACAUCCUGAUUUUUGUUUAUAAAAUAUGUAAGUUAAAAUACGUAUACGUUUAAGCGCAUAUAAUCGGUGACUAAAACGUAAUAGGUUAUUACUUAUAAGGUUAUAACUGAUAACAGUGAUAACCAAGAUUGUAUGCAGCGAGAAUUUUCCCAUUUGGAUUCGUAGUGUAUAAUAUAUUUUCUUCUGUGAUGCAUACACCAUAGAGGGAUUGUGUCUCAUCAUAAAACUUUUAUACAUAGUCAUCAUUUUUAAAAGGGAACAUGAAAAAUACAAAAAAUUAUUUAGCUGUAAGUACUUUAGGUAUUUAUAUACUUGUUCUAAGGAUUUCAACAUUUUUGACACAAUUAUAGUCGAACUCUCCACUACACAUUUCAUUGGUGAAUCAUAGUUUAGAUUUUUCAAUAGAAAAAUUUACUAUUAUUAUAAUUGAGAAAAUCACACUUUUAGCGUAACAGACUAUUAUAUUAUAAUAGUGAAAAUCAAAUAAUUAAAAGUAAUUUAGUUUAAUGUGAAUUAUCGAAAAAUGAGGAUAUAGUUAAACAUGAUUCAAUUUGAAAAUAUACAAAUAUUAGGUCAAACUAAAUACUUAACGACUAUUCCAAUUCAUAGGCUCGUACGAUAGUCGACUAUUAUACAUAAUAUAAUAUUCUAAUUUACAAAUACAUUGCUUUAAAAUACAUAACGAUUAAAAAGUUACGUAAAAAUUAAAAAUAAAUAGAUGUGUUAUUAUAAUGUAAUAUAAAAUGGAAAUUACACAUGCAGUUGAAAUUAUUAUAAGCCACAUUCUUCAAAAAUUCAAAUAGUCAUUAUACCGUCAAGAAUAUUUAUCAAAUUUUAAUUUUAAAAAUAAAAGGUUCAAUAUUUAUAUAUUUAUUGUAUAUAUAUAUAUAUAUAUAUAAAUUUUAGAUAUAUUCGUAUAUUAGAUAAAUACAAAUUGUAAAUUUUUUGCGUUUAAUUGACUAGAGAUAUUUUUUUGAUGCGUUUUUUUUUUUACUAGUGAAAUUGGUUUUCAAUGUAUUUGACUUCGAUAAAUUUUCGUUUUUAACCUUACGGUAAAACUUUCGUUGUACUCAAUUUUCUCCUUCUCACUGGCAAUAAUAGUCCGUCAUCGGUCGGAUUUGCAACAAUGCAAAUGGAUUUUUUAUAAAAUUUAAAAUUUAAAAUCAUUUUUGUUUACAAUAUAAGUGUUGUUUUCUCCGUCUUUCUCCGACCCAGAGUCCAAACCGUACGUAUAUUUUUACCGAAAUGGUUAUUGGAGCAUUUAAUUAUGCUAAUCGAGUGUAUGGUAUCCGGUUACUAAAAUAUAGAACAGCGUGGCUGGUCGUUAUAAAAUUAUGAAUAAUGUGAAGAGCUGAUUUACCCGAUUGGCCGUAAAAAUAAAAUUACGAUAUUCAAUUGUAAUAUACAGAGUGGCCCAAUUGUCAGUUUUCGUUUUAUCAAAACACUGGCCCAUGUUAAUUUUGUACAAAUUUGCUUGCGAAAAAUCGGUCUGCAGCCACUUAUAUGAGUGGACUUGCCAUCGAUCAUAAUGUCGUGAUCGAUAAUGAUCCAUGAUCCAUAAUGAUAAAAUAAAGAUGGAAACAUGACGAAUCGUUUACAUACUAGAGAAAGUAAAUAUAAUGCCUCAUAGCCAGCAGGUAACACUGUUUAUUAUGGUGCGGUGAAAUUCUAGCAAUGUAUGUAAAUACAUUGCUAGAAUUCCCCCCUUCCUACUAUAACUCAUGAUUUCCAUGACAGCAGCACCUAAACUAGAUAGCAUUGUUUGUUAUCACUUGUUUUUAUUGUUUUAAUUUAUAAUUUACAAAUAUUAUCAUGGCCUAGUGUAUCAAUAGCAAUUAAAUCAACCCGAUUUAACAGUAUAGGGCGGUUUGAGCCUGUCAUGGAGAUAUGGUCCUUUUUUUACGACAAUACUGUAACUAGGAAUGCAUACUACGAUGUUCUGAACGAUUACUUAUUCCCGAACUGCAAGAUAAUAAAUUUUAUAUGUAUCCAUUUUUUUUUUUUUUAUAUCGAAAUAAUGGGGGAACUUACUUUUGGGACAACCUGUAUAUAUAUGUAGAUAUUAUACGCAUAGGCAGCUAAAAAAGGUGGAAAAAGAGGAAAGUUGAAAAACAACGCCGGAGUCGCAUUACGGGAUUUAAUUAAAGCCGGACACCGGUUGGAUUGUCGAAGCGGGUUGAAUAACAGAUUUCAUUGAAUUUCUGCUGCAGUUGCAAAACGGAUAUAAUUAUGGGCCGACUAUGGUCGUUGUCUAAUAAAUUAGCGUCUAUUUUUAAUCAAGUGACCAUAUGUCAAAAAUACGGUUGUACUACUUCGCGCCAUGGGUGGGUCACUGUAAUUGGGAUGUUUGUACAUUUUAUUUAUCUGUAUGCAACGAUAGGUCAUUGCAAAGGAAAAUCGAUUCUGACGGAAGUUUUUUUUAAACAUGUUUUGAUAAACUCAAAUUUAAUAUAUUGUAGCUAUUAUAUACAUUUAAAUUGUCCGUGUUUUUUAAACAUGUAUUGGAAAUAAAUACUAAAUACGAAAAAUGACAUGAUUUCAAGUGCGUUCUGGCCAUCCGGGCUACAGGGGAUUUUUCAAUGGACUCCUCUCGUGUAGACCCUUAAUUUAUACACAUUUUCCUACUCUUGUUCCUUUAAAUAACCUAUUGCAGUUUUGUGAUUUCAUAGGUUAAUAGGUAGGUAGGAUGCUACCUGAUGAAUGUUUUUGACUUAUAUUUUUAAGUACUUAAGUCCUAUUUACUUAAUAAUUUUCCGGUACAAGAACCCAGUACGCACCUAUAUGAUUUAUAUGAUUUUCAUUAAAAUUUAAAAAUUAAACGCUUAUAAAGAAAAUCUGAAUUUGUUACAGUUUUUUUUUAUAAUUUUAUAGUGUAAUCAGAAUAAUUUAGAAUAAUUUUAGUUAUAAUACAUCUUGUUUGUUUUAACAUUUUGAAGAAAUCAACACAUUUUUAUAAAACAUGCAAAUUAAAUAAGAACUCAAAAAAUCGUGAUAACAUUUGGAAAUAUAUAGUAAAUAGUAUAUAAUAUUCGGUAAAAAUGUAUAAUUAAUUAAGUAAUUAAACUGUUUAAAACUGAAUUUCAUUAAAAAAACAAAACCAAAGUUAUUGUGUAAAUCAUUGUCUCGUUUUGUUCCUAAUUAUUAAAAAACUUCUAGGAAAGUUAUAAAACGAUUUUUUUGAUGCAUCAGCUAUACAAUAUUUUUGAGCAAAAAUCACUCUUAAAAAUGAUGACCGGAGCGAAAUGUCAAGUAGAAGAUUAAGAAAAACACACAUAUUAUAGUAAAAAUAAUAUAUUCCUUGCUUCAAUCAUAAUCAAAAAUAUAAAAUACCGUUUGACUUAUACAAGUAUAUAUAAAUUAAGUAUAUGGUUCGAUAAUUCGGUAAAUAUCUAAUGUGUUGUAAAGUUUUGUACGUCUUGUGAAAAAUAUCAAUGAAAAAUUGAAAUUUCGACGGUUUCUCGUAUAUAUACUUAUAACUAUAGUUUUAACUUAAAGUUUGGUCCAUUACAGUCCACGGGAAAACUAUAAAACGUGUGUUGAGUUGUUUCUUCGAUAUGAUAUUUUAUCUUAUUAUCAACGACGAUCUUUGCUCUACGCACAUGAGUUUUCAUACUUUUCAUGAGUUGUCUCGACUGCGAAAAUAUUUUGUCACUAUUAAUCAUAACGUGUUUUGGAAUUGUGUACGGCCAUUACUAUGUAUAUAUUCAUAAUUGUAACGUGGUGUAUUAUACAAUAAAGUGAAUACGCCACACAAACUUUGAACCGAGUACCAAUCAAGACAGAAAAUGUAUUCAAUCGAUCGAGCACUUCCAGUGCAAAAAGAUUUAAAAAAAAAAAAAAAAAAAAAAAAAAAAAAAUGAAUAAUACUAAAUAUAAAAGAUAUCUAGAAUAAGGUUCAGGUUUUAAACUGCAAGAAACGAUAAUCACAAAUGAAAUUCUAUGAAGAGAUCGGAGUCAAAUUCAUUGAUAAAUUUUAAUCAAGAAUUUUUAAGUUUGUUAAAAUCAAAUUAUUUUUACACUCAUUUCAAUUGUUCGGAUUUUUAACGAAGUUUAAUACAAAUUUGAACGUUUAUUAAAAAAACAAAUUUUGGAUAUUUUAAUAUUGUAAUUAUGUAUAUAAUAUUAAAAAUAUAUCGUUAGGUUAUGUGAAUCAUUGAGUCAAAUUUGCAUACAUUUAUUAAGUAUUUAAAAAUGUUGACCGGUAUUAGAAAAAAAAAACAAAACCCAUGUAAAAUAUGAAAAACUCGAAAAUGUCUAAUCGCUAUAAACAACUCAGAAUAUCACGCCUUAAAACUACACAAAGAGAUCUAAUUCUACAGGUAUUGACAUAAUAAAUUAGUGCUGUAUUUUGAUCAUAUUAAAAAAAGAAUAAUCGGAAUUGGUGCCAGUAUCGAAAAUCAAAAGACGAAUUUUCGGACCUGGUUAAAAAGCAGUAACUUUUCAGGAAUUGGCCUAUAUCUACUAAUAAUGCGCAUUCCUCGUUUCGUUCAGAAUCUAAAAAUAUAUUGACAAUAACACUUCCGAAUUAAAUAUUGUAUGAAAAUACUCAAAUACCUCGUAAAAAAAAAAAAAAUGUGGAAUACUAGGUAAAUACCAUCUUGACCCACUCAUAUAAAAUCGAUAAAAACAAAGACUUUCUUUUAAACAUUUAGUCGAAUGAAAUAAAUAUCAACAACUUUUUAUUGUUUUUCGACGAGUAUACAUUAUUAUUAUUGCUAGUUAUAAUAUUAUGAUACGCGUUUUUUUGUUAUUAUAUUAUAUUCACGGAUCGGCUGAAAAUUUAUUUUACGACGAUAAAACAAAAAAGUUACAAUAAACCACGCGUCAUAUUAUUAAUACGGUUUUACUGGGAACAAUAUAAUAUUACGACACGGCAGCUGAUCAUAUUUGAUACUAUACUAAUAUAUUAUUAUGAUGGAAACGCGUCUGUUCAAAUUGUGCGACGGAACCGCGUGCCGAAAAUAAAAGAGAGAAUCGAAUAAAACGAGCGAAAAGGUCUAACACCACCUACCGUAUGACUUCGAUGAAGUUUUCUGUUCAUAGUUGGAAAACGAGUAGAGCCAUUUAUCUUUUACUGUUACCAGUACGAUGUUAUAAUAGGUAGCGGAACACUGUCUUGGGGAAUUGGAUUUUAUAUUAUGAUAAAAGCAAUGGAAAAGUUUAAAAAAAUAAAUAUUAACGUACAAAAUAAAGUUAAUUUAAAACAAUAAUAUUGUAUGAUAAAUUGUUGAUAAACAUAUUUUUUAAUAUUUUUAAUAUUUUUAAAAACAUAGUAAAACAUUUUUCAUAAAUUAUUUUUCUUGACAAACAAGUAAUUUAUUUUAAUUUAUUUUGUAGUUUCAAAUUAAUACAAUGUUCAAUUUAAAUCUAUCAAUAUAUAUUUUAAUAUAAUCUCCGAAACACCGUCCAGAAUCGCUUUUCGUUUGUGAUUAUCAUAACUAUUUAACUUCCUUCCUACAAAAGUGGUUUACCCUUGGCGUUGUUUUUGUUUUUUUUUUUUAUAUAAACGAUUUUCAGUACGAUUAAUUUUAAUGUCCCGUGGUUCGUGGUUAAUAUAAUAAGCACAGUAAUUUAAUUAAUUCUGAUCGUAUUCCCGGUGGGUAUCCUUAUUACAAUAUUAUUUUAUUAUUAUAUAGUUCACCAUGUUGUGCAUUAUUUACAUCGAAUACCUACUUUAGAUCUAAUUCGUAUCUUUGUCGAUGAUAUCACGUGAUUUUAUCGGCCGCGUAUCAACGUUCCCUAUUCGAAACGAGUCACAGAUAUAAAUAGAAUCCUCAUUGAUCACACAAUUAUAAUAUCGAUAACGCGAUACUAGAUAAAGUGUUUUUUUAUCCGAUAUACCGUUCCAAAGAAGUUAUAGUGUCUUAAGUAUAAAAAAAAAAAAAAAAAUAAAAAAAAACCCAUUAAAUACUAAACGAAAAACUGCGACGGAUUUAGAUAAACCAGAAGGGAAGAAAUGAAAAAAAAAUUUGAUUCGAACUCAAUAAAAUGGAUUAUAAUAUUAUGGACGCUGGUUAAUAAUAAAGGUACCCACAACCCACCUACAAUACUUAAAACCAUGGUCUUAGAGGAUAAGGUCGAGUCUCUGGACUAUAUCAAAUUUAAAUAAAUAAUAAUAAUGUUAUGGUUAUUUAGUUACAAACAUUAUAAUACGUAGAGAAUCAUUUAAGAAAAAGUAAAUUUUCGACAAUUUAAAUAAAGUUUCGGUUUGUGGUGUUCUCGGAAAAAUUGGUAAAAAAGUGAACUAAAACUGUCUCGCGUCUAAGCGACAGCAACGUCCACACAGAGGAGGUAGCCUUUAUCCCGAACUUUACCUCCAGCUAUAAAACCGUUCUUAAAACGAAUAAUGUUGUGUCUGCAAAUCAUUCAGACGAUUCCAUUUAAAUCUGUGGCUUGUUUCGAGUAGGGUACGUUAGUACGCGUACCAGUCGCCGAAAUAUUGUAAUAUCGGAUCGGGUCCGGGUAGGCAACAAUAAUUUAACGAGAUACCACCCGGCGUCGGUCCACGAAUAUAUACCUAUCUAUCUACUUUUCACGUGCGGUAUUUCGCGGACGUCCCGUCGAGCGACCGACACAAUGCAAGUGUAAUUGAAUAUCCAAAUAGUGGAUAGGUAUGAAAACACGUGCCGAACGAAUAUUAUUAUUAUACUGUGACGUUUUUUUUCGGUCCGAAGGGCGCUAUUUUCGUAUAUAUCUCCGCCACACUAUCCGCUUUUUUUUUUCUUUCCAGAAUUUGUAUCAUUAAAAUUUUUGUUUCAAUUCAGUAUUCUUACGCUUUAUACUCUGAACAGUUAGAAAAAAAAUAUGAUAUAAAUAAUUUGACUAAAGGGCUGUGAAUUUAAUGCGCGCACCACACAUAUACUCUCUCACUCUCUAUCUCUCUCUCUCUCUCUUUCUCAAUCUUAUACACGCAUUACAUUAAAAAAAAAAAAAUUAAUAAUAAUUUAAAAUCUUAAAAAAAAAAACAGUUAAAAUCUGCCACCUCCAUAAAAAAAUAAGAUUAAAAGACAGUGAUAAUCUUAAGAAGACGUGAUACCACUCAUAAUUCCACUGUAAAAACCGUUUUUCACAGUUUGUGUCGUAGCGUCACAUUUAUUUUGGUAGCGCUGCUCGAUAAUUUGUAAUCAGUAAAUUUAUAUAUAUAAAAAAAUUAAAACUGAAAUAUUAAACAAUCAGAUAACUUUAAUUGUAUUUAUGUAAAGAAAAAAAAUGUCCUAUGGCACAGAUAAAGUUCUUGUUCUUAAUGUGUCUGUCCCAGGUGAAACGAUUUUUCCAUAAAUAUUUUAGUUUAAAUAAAAAAAAAAAAGACAUGCGAUAAAAACACAGCACUAUAUUUGAAUAUUCGUUUGAUUGCGAAUUCGAAUAUUUCUGAGUUGAUAAAUUCAAAUUUGUCAAAAAUUUUUCAAAGAUUGACUAUCCUCUCCGACCGCAAAGCGGACCCUACUAGACCUGCAGUACAGACUGCAGCAUUUCCCAAAGUUUGCGCCGUGGCGUCCUAGGGCACCACGUAAUCAUUUUGAAUAUUUACUGGUCUAAAAAUAAAUUUAAACUCAAAUGACAGCGGAGGUCGGCGUCUUUUUUUUUUUGGAUUUUUUUCGGUUAGUAAAAAUUAUCCGAAUUAUUCGCACUGUACCUUGAAAUACACGCUAGUACUUCAUUAAAAAAAAUUUCUAGAUUCCCAAUAAUUUUUCUCUAAAAUUAAAAAUGUAACUGAUAAUAGUAAAUUGUUAACACGUAUCAGUUUUAUUUACCUUGGUUACCAUUAUUGGCUAUACAACGGGAUAAACACUGAGACUAAUUCUACUCCGAUUAGUAUAAGUUUUGACUGCAAUGCAAUAAAUUGCAAAGACGUCUUGAUAAAACCUUUGUUCAAAAUUAGAGCCAUGAGCCGAAAAAGUUUGGGAGUAUUGCUCUACUGUUUAAAUUUUACAAACUCACGACAACAAAUUUGCAACAAAAUUUUGUUCGGUUAUUCUAAACAUUAGAGUUAAUUAAUGUAUUACCAUACUCAAAGAUUAGAAUAUAAGUUGUGUGCCCUCACGUCGGUGUUUUUUUAGGUAUUUACAUUUUUAAGUGAAAUUCGUGUAUGUAAAAUAUCACGAUUGAAAAGGGCUUGUAUCUCAUUUAAAAAAUUAAAGGAUAGAAAAACCACUGAAACAGGGUCACUAAUAAUAUGCUGGUCUUUAAUUUUGGUGAUUGAUGUAGAUCAGUAUAAUAUCUAUACAAAUGGCACAACAUUUGGUUCUGAUGUGACACGAACCCAGUGGUGUGGCGUUUAAAAAUAUAUCUUACCGAAUCGAUUAACCGUGUAUUUUUCAAAAUCAUCAAAAAAAAAACUUUUAUAAUGAUAUUGUUGAUAUUUUGCGUUGACAUUUUUUUUUUUUUAAACAAACGAAUGUGGUACAAUACGAUGUACAAUAGGUAUUAUUAAUAGGUUACAGCCAGGAAUCUUCGUCGGGCGUACAUAAUCUGAAAAUAUUAAUCGUUUUUUUCAUAAUAUGUUUAUGAUAUUAUGACCUGGCCAUUAGAACGGAAUUAUUAAUUUUUACACGUCGAGCCUAAUCGAGCGUUACGCAAUUAAUUAUGUAUAGAACGGCGAUUUUCAAAAUACAGCGGCAAAUAUUCCAUGAAUAAUACUAUUAUUGUUCGACGUAAUGUUUUAUUUUUAUUAAUAUGGAAAAAAAACUUAAAAAUUAAAAAACAUCCGUCAUUUCAAUCAAUGUCGCGAACAUGGGUUGCGGGGCAUAUUUUUAAUAAUGAUAAUACGAUGCGCGGUUGUUGUUGUUGCUAUUGUUUUGUUUGCCGUUUGACAUUAGGCCACGGUGUUCGGUAUCUCUUGUACCUAUGUAUGUUUUUGUUUACACUUGCAUUUGUAUUUUAUUUUAUUCCGUUUAUCUCAUUUAUGCACGGUUGUUUACAAGAACAAACAACAGUGUUCGGUCAAGUUUUGCCGCACAAAUCAAAUUUCAAUGCGGAUACGUGAUUACCAGCUAAUAAUAUAGGUUAUCAUGGCCGUAAUUUCAGUUUUUUAAUAGGAACGUAAACAUCAGGCCAAUUUUGCCUUUCAUUUAUGUAUAUAUAUAUUAUCCUGUUCAUUUCGCGGAACUCAAAAAAAUGUUCUGCUCGCUUCGCUCAGUCGUAUUCAUGUUGUUCUCACUUUACAUUUUAAUAUUCAAAUUAUAUUGUAGAGAAAUAUUUCUCUGAAAAAAUAAUUGAGAAACUAAAUUUAAAUAUCAUUUAUCUAUUUAUUGUCAAUUUGUUUUUUUGUUACAAAACUGCAAAUUGCAUAGAUACUACACUACAGCCAUAGUUUAUUUUUUCAUGUUUCGUGAAAUAACUCGCUGCACCAUGAUUUAAUCCACCGGUUCGAAGCACGCUGUUAUCUUAGUGCCAUGUUAUAGCAAUAAUAUUUACGACUUAACAAUUAACUGUGGUCGUCAGUGUCUCAUUUUCACAUUGCAGUCAGCCAGACAGCAGUAAGUAUUGGGCGGUGAUUCGAUUACCUUUUGUGUUUCACAUUUUAUCAACGACAACGAUAAAAAAUAUAACGCUGUCAAAGUGUCGUCUGUAUCUCUCAAAUGACAUACUUGUAGAUAAUAUUAUAACAGCAAUAGAUAUGCGUUUAGCUACAAUAAAACGGUUAUUUUAAUUCCGAGUGAAGCGUAGUUUUACUAAAACAUGUCAUGUUUUUUGCUAACUUUUCCAGUUAGUGAAAAUGUUUAGAUAUUUUUCAGGCUGUACUUUGUAAGAUCCGGAAUUUUCUCCCGGCGGUUUUUGAUAUGAAAUAUUUGUAUUGGACAUUUUGAACUGUUCAUCCCACCGUUUUUUCUCGGGAAACACUUUAAUCAAUUAACUGCAAAUGACGAUACAUCGGUUUUUUUUCGUCGAUUUCUGAGUUACUUUGGCUACACGGGGGAAAACACGACUAAUAUUUUCAAUCGUCUUAUCCGUUCACCGAGCUAUUCUCUUUAUCGUUUUUGAAAUGCAUUAACUCAAUGAUUUAUUGCUGUUUUCGAUGUAUAAACCAAAUUACUUAUAUCUUAUAAUUGCCUUUAAACGUUUCAUCUUCUUCUUUUUCGAUAUUUAAGUCAAAAAUUGUUUGAGGCAUUUUUAUAGUUUUUAAAUUUGGGUUUUAAAAAUAAUGAAUUGAUACUCGUAUUAGUAUAUAGCGUAACAUUACGUAAUACUACGUACUGCACAGUUAAAAAUCCCUAAAAUAUUAAAAAAGUUAAAAAAAAAAAAAUAGAAAUAGAAAUAAAUAAAUAUUUUGAAUACGCGGAAAAAUAAACUGAAAACCGGAAUUAAUCCGGAAUCCUUAAUUUUUAGGGGGAACAGGUAAAAAUAGGUGAUAACAAGUUCUGUGUGUAUAAUGAUUGUAUCUUUGAGGGUAGCGGUUUCUCGUUAAUCAGUACUAAAACAAAUAAUAGUUAACGGUUAUAAUAUUCGAAUACCUAACAUGUGUGAUUUUGGUUCGUUAAUUAUGCAAAUUUGUUUCGACAGUUGCAUGUAUACAGUUAGCUGAACUACCUGUCGAGUAUUCAUAACACAUAAGGUCGUCAAUGUGAUAAAUACAGGCUUCACGUUUAGAAUAUAAAAAGUAUACAUAUACCCACAUAUUAUGAAAUACAUACACAAUUCAAAAAAUGAAGAUUCCUGGAGGUUUAAUGGUUGUGUGUAUUUAUGACACUUUAAAAUCAUUUUUCUUGACGUGCAAAUGAGGGUUUUUUUUUUAUAUACCAACUCGAUUAUAAUUUUAUUUUACUUUUUAUUUGGGCGCAGAUUUCCAAUUUUGAAAAAUUUAAAAAGUUUUUUAUCUUUUUAGUAACCACCUUUACGAUACGAAUUUUCUAUUAUUCAACUGCCCGAUAUCUGUUUAACGGGAAAAUGAACAAUCUUUUUUACAAGAUUUCAGAUCAAUAGGUCGAAGUCAAAUUUAUCUCUUAUCGCUCACCAAAUUUUAAAUUUGAAAACAUAUUGAAAAUUUUUGAUUUCAUGUUUAUGUUUUGUAGGAAACAUUUAUUUGUUUUUUAUUAAGUUAAUUUAGUUCAAGUACAUAAAAUUACCAUUUUUUCACAAAAUAUUUUUGUAUUGAAGUGUCAAAAAUAAAAUAACAAAAAAAAAAUAAAAAAAUAAAAUAAAAAAUAAAUAAAUAAAUACUUUUUAUACACAACAUAUAAAAGUAAACGAAGUCAAAUUAUUUUUAAAAACAAAUAUUAGACUACUUACCGAAAGUGUGUUUAUUUUACUAUAGUUUAACAGUCUUAAUAUAUGAAAAAAACUAAUCGUUUUCAAUCGUCUUAAUGCGCAAUACAUUUUGCAAAAAUAUUUUGGUCAGUAACCACUGAUUGAUUGAUUAUAUAUAUUGAUAAUAUAUAUUAUUAUUAUUAUUAUAUUAAUUAUACUGUCGACGGAAGUCGCUACUUACUACAAAGACGUUUAAGCAAAUUUGAAAUAGCUAAUUAUAGCUAGCUGUGAAAUUUAAUUUUGAAUCUGUCGACUGAAGUUUGUGUUUCGGGUAAUGACGGUGACACAGUUUAGAGUCCCGAUCAACAUAAUAAACAAUAUGAUUUAUUAAGAAGUAGAUAUUUAUGGACAUUUGUAUGGGUUAAAUUGUUUCGUUAUAGCACUGAAUUUUGUCAACAUUACAGGCGUUUUUUAGUAUUUCAUUGAAUUUAUUUUUGGGUUCAUACAAUUCAUUUUACCACACAACAAAAAAUCCCCGAAUCCCAUUUGAAUGUACUUUUUUUUAAAAUAUCAAUUAAUUAAUUUAUGGUUUUACUACUAUAUUGAUUAUAAUACAGUGGCGUAUAUAGGAUUUUUACAAGGGGGAAAUUAUUGUAUUCGGGUAUUUAAAAACAUGUACUCAGGCUAAAAAAAAAAAAAAAAAAAAAUGAUAAAUUAAAAACAAUGAUUAUUAAUUUAUGUAUUUUUGUAAGUAAUUUAAAAUUCAAUCUAAAAUUAAUAUUUGAAUCAAAUACUCGUAACUAAGUAUUCCUUAGGUGGGUAAUUUUUAUUAUUUAUGUAUUUACUAUUCAAUAUCCUAUUAAAUCUAACCUUCUUCAUAUUAUAGUGGGGCGGAUAUCGGUUUCGUUUUGAAAAAGAAAAUAAAUACAUAAAUAAAAUAAAUAGAAUUUUUUAAUACGCAUAUCAACUGUAUAUUGUACCAUUGUACCAAUAAGAAAUUUGAUCUUAAAAUUAGGUAUAGUCAUAUAAAUAAUAGAUAUUAAAAAAAGAUCAGGGGGAGAUAUAUCUUUCUACCCCUCUCUUUAAAUACGCCACUGUCAUACUAUGAUAUUUAUUACGGGAUUGUUUCGUCAAUGGCGAUCAAUUAAUAGUAUUAUUGUUUUCGUUUCAGGUGGAAGUGAACGUUCGUUGUCUGGAGGGCGUGAGGAAACUGGUGUUUAAAUCCGCGCUGAGCUGUUCGUGUUACCAUUGCAAGAAAGAAUGAAGUAUUUUUUCCAGUCGCAAACUACACCAUAACUACACUACGGAAACGCAAACUAUUUACGAUUAGAAUUUUUAAACGUUGGCAAAAUGCCUAUACCGUUGUACUACUCUAUACAUCAUAUUAUUACUACUAUUAUAGUUAACUUCACCGUAACCUUCGUUUUACCGUAUUAUUAUUAUAAUAUCAUUAUACUUUUGUUGUACAGUUCGAAUCUGUGUAUCGCCAGAAAGCAUAUAUAACACAUAAUAUUAUAUUAUUGUUGGUUGUAAGUACAUUAUUUUUUUAGUAUUGAUCGUGUAGUACUGGAUCAUAUUAUUGUAAUGCGUAUUAUUAUUAUCAUCAUUAAAACCGUCGUCGAUUGCAUAAUAAUAUUAAUAAUAUUACACUGUUGG